AGGUGUUUCCACGUCUUCGAUCGAGUUGUAGUGCUAGUCUGUUUCGCGCGCGCCCCCCAGCGAGAUCAUUCGGGUUCCGCGCUGCUCCAUUAUAGAAGUCUUUUUUUCCUGCUAGAACUAGGUGCGGGUACAUGAAAAUGUGCUCUAAAUACGUGUGUUUUACUGGCAGUUGAAGUACCUGUGGCUUGAGGACCGUUUGUAUCGGUGACUUGUUGCUGCUGCUGCUUCUGCUUUUGCUGAUGUUCUACCAGCAGCACGGGUGAAACCAACAACGGCGGAGACUUCAACGCUUGUCUGGUGGUGCCGCAGAUUGUGGGAUGUCGCUGUCGGUUAUGGAUAAAUGUUAAAAGUGAGCCGUUUGGCGGCUGUGGCAAGUUUUUUUUCCUGCGAAAAUGUGAAAUGUCAAACGAAGUCAGCAAAAAGUGGCAAAACGUGUCGGGUUUUUUUGUCAAGUGGAUGCUUGCCGAUCGGUCGGUCCGGGGUUGACGAGGAGUGAAACAGCGAGACGAAAUAGUGGAAAGUUUGGCCUUUGCUAAUUAGUGUUGAAGCAGAUUCUUAUGGUGGCAAAAUCUGAAAUUUGCAAGGAGAUUUUGUGCGAAAAAUCACUGAUAAAGAAGAAUGGAAGUGAAUCACAGUGGAAAUUAAAUCUCCGGAAAGUGUGCUGAAACUGGUGGAUUUGAACUGAGAUUUUGUGCUGUUUGAAAAUAUACAGAAAAAUUACCUGCUACUAAAGUGCAUGGAAGUGAACAGUGAUGUGCGUUGCAGUGGAACAAUUUCCGAAAACGACUAUAUUGCAAAAUUGCGCCCUAUGUUGGAUGGUGAUCAACGAGGUUCUGGGUCCCUUAGGACGAGUCGUCAAAAGCAAGCAAAAAUGAAAAUAUUUUUGCCAUUAGUGGUGUGGAUCGUGCUGUUUUUUCGGACGGCGAGUGCCCAGUACUCGGCGUCCCGGAAAAACGUCGGCAUAUUCGGACUAAAGCACGAGGUGUUUUUUCUGAACCUCGAGGAUGGCUACUUCGGCUGCCAAGUCAACGAGUCAACAGACUACCUGCAGCUGUACGAGCUGUCCAAACUGUGUGAUGGCAAAUCGGACUGCUACAUGGGCUCCGAUGAGCUUAGAAAUAAGUUAAAAUGUACAAAUGAUUGUGAUAAAGAUGGCACGGCCUGCUCCAACGGAGCGUGCCUAGAAGGCCAAUGCCAUUGCAAUGAUGGCUUUGGAGGUUGCAAUUGUCAAGUUCCAGACGAAAACGAGUGUAAAUAUCGACCCUGUGACGUUUUCGCGCACUGUACAAAUACUUUAGGUAGCUUUACUUGCACGUGCUUCCCUGGCUAUCGGGGCGACGGAUUCCAUUGCGAGGAUAUUGACGAAUGUCAAGAUCCCGCGAUAUCCGCUCGAUGCGUCGAGAACGCAGAAUGCUGCAACUUACCAGCACAUUUUGUGUGUAAAUGUAGGCCAGGUUUCGAGGGCGAUGGAGAGGAACGAUGCGCAGACAUCAAUGAGUGCCUCGAUCCUCAGGCCUGCGGGGUGAAUGCCGAGUGUGUCAACUAUCCCGGCAAUUACACGUGUCUGUGUAAGGAUGGCUUCGUCGGUGAUCCGUACAACGGGUGCGGAGAUAUCGACGAAUGCGCCCAGCCAGGCGUUUGCGGACCCGGUGCCAUAUGUACGAACCUUGAGGGCAGUCAUCGCUGCGACUGUCCUGCUGGGUUCGAUGGAGACGCACGCUCGGCCCAAGGUUGCGCCGAUUUCGACGAAUGCACACGCUCGCCAUGCGGAAGAAAUGCUCUGUGUCGAAACGAUGUCGGAAGUUUUCGAUGCGAGUGUUCCGAAGGUUUUCACGGUGAUCCAAUGACGGACUGUCAAGAUAUUGACGAAUGUUCGAAUAAUCCAUGUGCUGAGGGUGCCAAAUGUACCAAUACGCCUGGUGGCUUCCGGUGUAGCUGCCCGGCGGGAAUGACCGAAUCGGGCAGCGAAUGCGUCGACAUUAACGAGUGUGCUAGGUCUAACGCUUGCGGGGAAAAUGCCAAAUGCAUCAACUUUCCCGGCUCAUACAAAUGCUUGUGCCCGCAGGGCUUCCAAGGACGGGGAGAACUUUUUUGCAAAAAUGUAAACGAAUGCCUAGAUAAUCCCUGCGGGGAAAAUGCGAUGUGCACGGAUACGGUUGGUAGCUUUGUUUGCUCAUGUAAGCCAGAAUACACAGGAGAUCCAUUUCGAGGAUGUGUCGAUAUCGACGAAUGUACGGCGUACGAUAAGCCGUGCGGCAAUCAUGCGGUAUGUGAGAAUGCUGCUCCCGGAUAUAACUGUUUGUGUCCCCAGGGGUACGUGGGGAAACCGGAUGCGAAAAUUGCUUGUGAACAGGCCGAUGUUAACAUACUGUGUACCAGUAACUUUGACUGCACCAACAACGCCGAAUGUAUCGAGGGGCAGUGCUUUUGCCAGGAUGGGUUCGAGCCUCAGGGAUCAAGCUGCAUCGACAUUGAUGAAUGUCGCAUGGACAGCAAGGUUUGUGGACCAUCUGCGAUGUGUAUCAACACUCCCGGAUCUUUCAAAUGUCAAUGCGAAGCCGGUUUUAUCGGAACACCGCCAAGAAUCCAAUGCAAGACACCCUGCGCUGAUGUCAAAUGUGGGAAGAAUGCCUACUGUAAGGCUGAAGGACAGGAAGCUUUUUGCAUUUGCGAAGAAGGUUGGACAUUCAAUCCUGCUGACAUUUCCGCAGGUUGCGUUGAUAUCAAUGAGUGUGAUCCUUCGCAAGGACCUAGUGGAAGGUGUGGCGUAAAUUCGAUCUGUUCGAAUCAACCCGGUAGCUUUAGUUGCCAAUGUCCCACGGGAUUUACCGGUGACGCGAAUCGACAAUGCUACGAUAUAGACGAAUGCUUAAGGCCUAACGCUUGUGGUGAAAAUGCCAUCUGUAAAAACCUAGAGGGAACCCACCAAUGUUCCUGUCCGACAGGUUCCAUUGCUGAUCCUGACCCUAGUGUAAGAUGUAUUACCAUUGUAACAUGUACCAAAGAUCACGACUGUCCAGGUAACGCAAUUUGCGAUGCCCAGAAACGAUGUCUCUGUCCAGAACCAAAUAUUGGAAAUGAUUGCCGGCAUCCGUGUGAAAACACUGCCUGCGGACCUAACUCGCACUGUAUGUUAGUUAACGGAGAAGCCCAAUGUUUGUGCAGUGAAGGAUUCACUGGUCAUCCCGGGCAGUGCGUCGAUAUUAACGAAUGUUCUGGUAAUCCAUGUCCAAGCGGUGCAAUCUGCUCAAAUCUGCCCGGUGGUUACACAUGCCAGUGUCCAGGUGGAAGCUCAGGUGAUCCGUACUCUGGAGGUUGCUCAAAAUCUGCUCUGCACACAUGUAGCGAACAAAAUCCUUGUCCCAACGGAGAAAAAUGCAUCCAAGAUGUAUACAGUGGAAACAGUGUAUGUAUUUGUGGGCAAGGUUAUAAACGAAAUUCAAAAGGCACCUGUAGAGACAUCAAUGAAUGUAAAGAUCCCAAUAAACCGGCAUGUGGUAUUAAUGCCAUUUGUAAAAAUCUACCGGGAAGCUACGAAUGUCAAUGUCCUCCAGGAUUCAAUGGGAAUCCAUUUCUUUCGUGCGAAGAAUGCAAUAGAUUGGAAUGCAAGUGCCCUGCUCCCUACAAAUUUGUUGACGGGAAUUGCGUCCUGGACAGCUGCUCUCCCGACGGAAAAUGUCCUGGUGGUGCUGAAUGUAUCUCGAUUACGGGAGGAGUAAGUUAUUGUGCUUGCCCGAAAGGUUUUCGAACACAAGCGAAUGGAAAAUGUGAAGACAUUGACGAGUGUUCCGAAGGUCGACAGGUGUGUGGUUACGAUGCAAUCUGUAUGAACACUAUUGGAGGGUACGAAUGCAAAUGUCCGCUAGGAUUCUCCGGAGAGCCUUACCACGGGUUGUGCGCACUAGCUCAGAAACGCUGUACUGCUGAUCGCGAAUGCGGAGCUAACGAAAAUUGCGUUCAACCAGGGGAGUGUGUGUGUCCUCCACCCUUCUACAUGGAUGCUUACGAUUCCAACAAAUGCAAAAGCCCGUGCGAAAGAUUCCCUUGCGGAAUUAACGCGCGCUGUACACCAACAGACCCACCGCAGUGUAUGUGCGAGAUCGGUUAUAAAGGCGAUCCACUGACCGGCUGCGUAGACGAGGAUGAGUGCGCUAAUACACCGUGUGCCUAUGGAGCACAGUGUGUUAAUCAGAAGGGUGGAUACAAAUGUGUCUGCCCGAAGGGGAUGGUCGGAGAUGCAUACAAAGGUGGCUGCAUACUGGAAGAAGGCUCAAUUAGAAGUCAGUGUCGACGGAAUGAAGACUGUGCAGACACUUUAGCUUGCGAACGGGGAACAUGUGUUAGCCCCUGUAGUAGUUUGCUGUGUGGUACCAACGCCUACUGCGAGCCAGAUAAACAUGCCGCUUGGUGUCGUUGUAGAGUGGGAUUCGUCGAAGGUCGUAACGGAGAUUGUGUGUCACAAUGCACCGGAUAUAUGUGCGGCCAAGGCGCCAUUUGUAUUGUCACGAACAGUGGACCGACCUGUAAAUGUCCACCAGGAGAAUUGGGCAAUCCAUUCCCAGGUGGUUCAUGUGUUACCGAUCAAUGCUCCGGGAAUCGCCCCUGUACAGAGCCACAGGUUUGUAUCAGCGGACGUUGUAAACACAAAUGCGAUGGCGUCGUUUGCGGCAUUGGCGCUACCUGCGACAGUGCUACAGGAAAGUGUAUAUGCGAACCAUUCUUUGUUGGUAAUCCGGAAAUGCUGUGUAUGCCACCUAUCACCACACCAGAAUGUGAACCAGACUGUGGACAGAAUGCGCACUGCGAAUACGGGGUAGUUCAAAAUACUUGCCAAUGCAAUCCAGGAACUAGUGGUAAUCCGUACGGAAUUUGUGAAACUAAGCAGAAGAACAGUUGCAGUCGAUCGACUUGUGGGAAAAAUGCUGAGUGCCGCGAAACGCUGAGUUCUGUCGAGUGCAUAUGCCCGAAUGGUUUCUUUGGCAAUCCCUAUGUGCAGUGUCAAGACAUUGAUGAGUGCUCAACGAGCAACGUGUGUGGUGAAGGUGCCGUAUGUAUCAACACAGCUGGAAGCUUCGAUUGCCGCUGUAAGCCAGGUCACGCAGGAAAUCCAUUCACAAUGUGCUCUCCUAUCGAGAAAAGCAUCUGCGAUAAUCCGAGACGCUGCCAGUGUGGGAAAAAAGUUCAGUGUCCUCCGGGAUAUACAUGCGAUCGAGGGCUUUGCAAAGACCUAUGCGCAAAUGUCAACUGCGGACCUAGAGCUGCCUGCGACUCGGGAAGGUGCGUUUGUCCACCUGGGUACAGCGGAAAUCCCAAAGAUCUUCGCAGUGGAUGCGCUCAGGAAGGUCAAUGUGAUAAUGACGCAAAUUGUAAGGACAAGGAAAUAUGCUUUCAAUUCGGAAAGGGAGUACGAAAAUGCGUUGAUGCUUGCAGCAAGCUACAGUGUGGACCAAAUGCCCUGUGCGUAUCCAAUGAUCACCGAUCUACCUGUAUUUGCGCCAAUAGCUAUAGCGGCAAUCCUGGUGAUCUGAUGCUAGGGUGCCAAAAAGAAGCCAAGAUUGUGGAGCAGUGCAAAGAUGAUACGGCAUGCAGCGAAGGAAAAAUAUGUGCCCUUACAGAGACUGGAUUACGAUCGUGUGUCAGUCCGUGCAAUGUUGUCGAGUGCGGUGUUAACGAGGUUUGCAAACCUGACAAGCAUAACAAUCCUAUCUGCCAUUGUCAGGAUGGAUUUCUGUGGAACCCAGCAAUGUCUGUUUGCGAGAAACCAUCGAUUCCAGAUUGUACCAACGAUGAAGACUGUCACCAAGUAGCAGCCUGUCGACAGGAUGUUUUGGGAAUUCUUAAGUGCACACCGGUAUGCGCAGAGUUUACAUGCCCAGCGAAUUCCGUUUGUGUUUCUUCGAAUCACCGAGGAAGCUGUCAAUGUCUACCUGGUUACACCGGCAAUCCCAACGACAGAAAUGGCUGUCGUCCAGAGUUACAGGAUAAAUGUCUUACGAGUGCAGAAUGCUCCGAGUCUGAUGCCUGCGUAACAUAUAAAGGAGCACUGGCAUGCCGACCGGCUUGUGAAAAUAUACAGUGCGGUCCUCAUGCCAUCUGCAUCAGUAAUAACCAUAACGCUCAAUGCCAAUGUCCACCCGGGUCUUACGCAGGUGAUCCAUAUGAUUUAACAAAAGGAUGUCAAUCCGUACCCUGCGUGUACAACAACGAUUGUCCGCCAACGCAAAUGUGCAACCGAAUUACUCACACCUGCUAUGAUAUCUGCCAAGAAGAUACUUGUGGAACCAAUUCAGUGUGCAUAGCUGAGAAUCAUCGCUCUAUCUGCCAAUGUCCACCCGGUUACAAAGCGAAUCCAAUCGCCGAAGUGGAGUGUGCACCUUUGAGAUCCUGUGAGCCAAAUCCAUGCCAUCCAUCAGCUAUCUGUGAGGCAGGACCGGAUGGUCAUAGCUGCAAAUGUCCUCUGGGUCAAGUAGGAGAUCCUAUGACCGGUUGUCGACCCGAAGGUGCCUGUCCAAAUGGAGACCUACAGUGUCCUGAAAGCUCAGCCUGUGUCAAUGGCAAGUGUGUCGAUAUUUGCGCGAAUGCAUGUGGCAUCAAUUCGAAGUGUACCGUAGUAAAUAGAACACCAGUAUGCGAAUGUCGAGCGAAGUACGUCCCAGGGGUGACGGGAAUAGCACGGGAUGGAUGUGUCCGACAGGUUAGCAAGUGCAUCAAUGAUCUGGACUGCGGUGGAGAUGUCUGUCAGAAUGGCCAGUGCAUGGUGGCAUGCCGCAAUUCGAAAGACUGCUCGGAAGGAGAACGUUGUGUAAACAGUGUGUGUACACAGCCUUGUUCUAGCCACAGCCAGUGUAGCGAUGGACAGGCUUGCAUCGGCGGAGGUUGCCUUAUUGGCUGUAGAAGCAAUAAAGAUUGUAGUAGUUCUAAGGCAUGUAUCGGUAAUAAAUGUAGCGAUCCCUGCGACUCUGAAGGAACUUGUGGACCAAACGCAAUUUGUAAUUGCGUUGAUCAUAUACCGAGCUGCAAAUGUCCUCCUGGAUUCGAAGGAAACCCGAUUCCGGAACAAGGAUGUGUUCGGAUGCCUUCUUCCUGUACCAACACAGCUGAAUGUGCCCCCAGCCACAUGUGCAUAGCAAAUCAGUGUAGUCUACCGUGCUCGGAAACAACGGCGUGUGCCGUUGGGGAAAGAUGUCACAAUAGUGUGUGUGUGAAGGUUUGCUACACUAACAACAAUUGCCUUCCAGGAGAAGUGUGUAAUGAGGCUGGAACCUGUCAACCAGGCUGCAGCACAGAUGCCGACUGUCCGUCCCAAAAAGCGUGUUUGGCAAGCAAGUGUAAGUGUAUGAAAGGUUUCAUUGGCACUCCAUUUGGCUGUUCCGAUAUCGAUGAGUGUACGGAUAAUCCGUGUCAUUCAACGGCUAUCUGUGAGAACAUUCCUGGAUCUUAUCGGUGUGCAUGCCCUGCAGGAACAGUCGGAGACGCUUAUUCUAAUCCAGGCUGUCGACUACCGAAUCAAUGCUACAAAAACACUGACUGCGCAGAGAACUUGGCUUGCGAUGAAGGAAAAUGCAGAGAUCCUUGUCAGUUGACAAAGUGUGGAUUAAAUGCUGAAUGUCAUACUCUCGAUCAUGUGGCGGAGUGUCAAUGUCCGCCAGGACAUCUGGGAGAUGCUCGUGAUACAACAGUUGGUUGUUUCCGAGUCGAAUGUUUAACAAACGAUGAUUGCGGCCAGGAUAGACACUGUUUGAAGGAAACCAAUAAAUGUGUCAACCCAUGCGACCUUGUUGACUGUGGUAAGGGAGCCUGCCGUAUUGAAAACCACGAGACCAUAUGUUCCUGCUUCCAAGGAUACGAUGUAGUUGGUGGACGUUGCGAAGAUAUAGACGAAUGCAAAACCAACCCAUGUCAUGAGAGCGCUCGAUGUCAGAAUUCGCCGGGAACCUACACAUGCUCGUGUCCGGAUGGUUUAGUUGGCGAUCCUAUCAAUACUGGAUGCCGAAGUCCAGAUGAAUGUAUCACAAACUCGGACUGCCCAACUUCCGCAGUGUGUGAAGAAUCACGUUGCAAAAAUCCCUGCACCAUCAAAAACGCCUGCGGAGAAAAUGCUAUUUGUAGUGCUGUAGGACACGCAGCUGUUUGCGAGUGUGCAUCAAAUACUCGCGGUGAUCCAAAAGUCAAGUGUCGUAAAAUCGAAUGUACGGAAAGCAACGACUGCUCUGCUAGUCAAACUUGUAUCAACUACAAAUGUGUCGAUCCAUGCUCGCUGAAAAAUGCGUGCGGCCAAAGUGCAAACUGCGUAUCGGAAAACCAUCUAGCAGUCUGCUCGUGUCAACCAGGAACAACGGGAAAUCCCCUACUUGGGUGUGUACCGCUGCAAUACUGUAACAGCGAUCAGCAAUGUCCGGCAGGAACGAAAUGUAACGCAGGUGUUUGUUGUGCUCUGUGUUCAAGUAAUCGAGACUGUAUUAGCGAUCAACUGUGCAUUCAAGGUGUCUGUCAGCCAACCUGUCAAACCAACUCCAGCUGCCCCGAUUUUCAGUUUUGUCAGAACAAUAUUUGUACCCAGGAAUUCAAGUGUCGUUCAGACGACGACUGUGACCCGGAUGAAACAUGUAUCGUAGAUUCAACAGGUCGCUCAGAAUGUAUUAACGCUUGCUCAGGACGAGUGCUGUGUGGAAGGAACGCCGAGUGCUCGGCCAGAGAUCAUUCAGCAGUAUGCGGAUGUAAAGCAGGGUUUUAUCAGGAUACCAGCGGGACUUGUCGGAAAAUUGAAUGCCAAACAGACGACGAUUGUUCCGGUGAUAAAACCUGUGAGAGUCACACGUGUAAGAUUGCUUGCCUGAUCGGUGAACCCUGUGGAUCCAACGCUCUUUGUUCAGCAGAAAACCACAAACAGGUCUGCUACUGUCAGCCAGGAUUUACCGGAGACCCAAAAGCGGGCUGCACUUUGGUUGAUUUCUGCAAAGAGUCUCCUUGUGGACCCAACGCGAAAUGUCGAAACAGUCGCGGAUCUUAUCGAUGUGCUUGUCCUGCUGGCUUGAUAGGUGAUCCCUACAGUAGUGGGUGUAAGAAGGCGGCCGAAUGUGAAACGAACUCCGACUGUCCAGAUGUUGCGAUUUGUGAUAAGUCAAACGUUGAACCGAAAUGUAGGGACGUGUGCGCGACUGUUAGUUGCGGUCCGAAUGCAGAAUGUCAAUCGAGGAGUCACAAUGCGGUCUGCCAGUGUCGUAGCGGAUAUGAAGGUGAUCCUGACGAUCUCCUCAACGGAUGCAGACCAUUAAGUCUACCUUGCAAGUUGAAUAGCGAUUGUCCAGAAAAUUCGUACUGUUAUGGACACAUCUGCAAACCGGCUUGCUCAGGCACCGAAGAGUGCAAUCAGGAUGAAGUCUGCUCCCGAGGCCAAUGCAUUAAUCCCUGCCAUGAACCGAACGCUUGCGGAAUGAAUGCACAUUGUCUUAUGGCAGGACAUUAUAAGCAAUGCUCCUGUCCUCCCGGGUUUACUGGAGAUUCUGCACUGGAGUGUGUGAGAAUUCCAACCCUAUGCGCUUCUAGUGCUGAUUGCGUUGAAGGUACAGCUUGUCAUGAAUCGAUGUGUUUGCCACGAUGCGGAACUGAUCAGGAAUGCGCUUUGAAUGAGAAGUGUAUUGGAAAUAAGUGCAUGCUUACUUGCCGGCUAGAUAACGACUGUUUCCUUGGACACAUCUGUCUAAACGGUCGCUGCGUCUACGGGUGUCACUCGGAUGAUGAUUGUAGUGCCAGUGAAACAUGCCGAGAAAAUCACUGCACUGAUCCAUGCCGCGAUAACCCCUGUGGGCCUAAUGCCGCUUGCACCGUUGUGAAUCAUCGUGCUAGCUGUUCUUGUAUCAGCGGAAUGGUUCCAAGUCCAACCGCAAAAAUUGGAUGUAUCCGUGCGCCCGCGCUUCAGUGCACGGCAAACAGAGAUUGUACCGAUGGAACGCAAUGUAUCGAGAAUCUUUGCCGACCGGUUUGUGCAAACGAUCAAGGUUGCUUGAACAAUGAACGAUGCGAUCGUGGAACUUGUAAACCGAUUUGUAGACGAGAUGACGACUGUCGAUCGGGAGAGGUCUGUCAAGGACAAACUUGCAUGGUCGGAUGUCGAUCUGAUUCUGGUUGUCCUGCCCACCUAGCUUGCGUUAACCAACAAUGCGUAAAUCCUUGCCUCGAACCAACGGCUUGUGGAACAAAUGCACAGUGCGCAGUAGUCAACCAUAGAAAACAAUGCUCUUGUCCUUCUCCGCUCACCGGAGAUCCUCUGACUGGAUGUCGUUCUGAACAACGAUCUUGUCAAGCAAGAACAGACUGCCCAAAGGGAUAUGCUUGCUAUGGAAACUCAUGUAUGUCAACCUGCCGCAAUGAUCAAAACUGCCUGACCGAUGAGCGAUGUAUUCGUGGCACCUGUAGAACGGUGUGCAACAGCGAUGCCUCUUGCUCAGAUGGAUUGAUCUGUGAGAACAGAAUCUGCCAAGCUGGAUGCCGAACUGAUAACAACUGCCCUAACAACCAAGCAUGCGUCAACAAACAGUGCACAGAUCCUUGUACGGUACUCGGUCAAUGUGGUACCUGUUCGGAAUGUACCGUAGUUAAUCAUGGAGUUCAGUGCAGUUGUCCCAAUGGGUAUCUCGGAAAUCCACUAGUUUCUUGUGCGCCACCUCCUCAGAAAUGUAAUUCCUAUUGCUACUGCGACGAAGAAGGUGUGUUCUGUGCUGACAAAUGCCGACAAGCGAAGGACUGUUCGUGUGGACAAACCUGUUACCGAGGAAGGUGUCGCACCAAGUGUAAUCCAGGAGCCUGUCCCGCAGGACAACUGUGUCAAAAUGGAGCUUGUGUAGCAGGUUGCCGAUCGAAUGCAGAUUGUGCAGCUGAGCGAUCAUGCGUGAAUAAGAAAUGCGUCGAUCCGUGUGCUGGAGGUAAAGCCUGUGGUAAAAAUGCAAUGUGCCAGGCAGCUGAUCAUCAAGCCUUCUGCUUGUGCCCCGAUGGAUAUCAAGGCGACCCGCGCGAAGAAUGCGUACAAUACGAAUGCCAAACGAACGAAGACUGCGAACUGGAUAAGAAGUGUGUUGUUGGAAAGUGUACCAAUCCAUGUCUGGAGCCCGACGCUUGCGGUUUGAACGCGCAAUGCCGUGUCGUAAACCGCCAGGCGCAAUGUUCAUGUACUCCCGGAUUUUUCGGAAACGCCCGACAAGAAUGUCAACCACUGCAAAAAGAUAGUUGCUCGCAGAACCCUUGCGGAGAGAACACAAUUUGCCGAGAGGACGCCAACGGAUACGAAUGUUCCUGCCAACCGGACUGCAUGGGAGACCCCCGACAGGGUUGCUUGUGUCAAGGCAAGCAAACAAACAAAUGUCACAAAUUUCCAUGCGGUAAGAAUGCGGUCUGCCGAGUUACAGCCCACGACCAGCCGGAGUGCUACUGCCCUCCGCUGUAUUCGGGAGGCGACCCGUACACCGAAUGUACUAACGAACGAACUGUCACCGACUGUCGAACUACGGGAUGCGCAGAAGGUGAAUGUGUACGUGACGGCACGAAGUUCAUCUGCCGUAAUGACGAGUCCUGCGCAAACGAUAUGCAAUGUCCCAAUGAAAAGGCGUGCAUUGGAGGGAAGUGUUCCGAUCCUUGCUCACUACGGGGUGCCUGCGGGGAUAACGCACUGUGCCAGACGAUUUUCCAUAGGCCCCAAUGUUCAUGUCCUAGCUGUUACGUGGGUAGACCUAAUGCGGAGUGCAAGCCCGAUCCAAAAUGCCAUGAAGUAAACACACAAAAACCAAGCGAUCCCAAAAUAGUAUCGAUAGCGUGCGAAAGGGACAACGACUGUGAUGAGUCACUGCGAUGUGACGCAAGUGGGCAGUGCAGUGAUCCGUGCACUAUUCCGACCGCAUUCGUAUGCGAUCCGAAUAAGAAAUGCAUCUCACGGAAGCAUCGGCCCGUUUGCGUUUGUAAGCAUGGCUUCAUCGUUAAUGACUAUGGUGAGCUGAUUUGUGCUCCGGAGAAACGCGAAUGCCACGGCGAUGAUGGAUGCGCCUCUAGUAUGGCUUGUAUUGAUGGCAAGUGCGUCAACCCUUGUAUGCCCAGCGCCAACCGAGGUCCAGCUUGCCCAGACGACAAAGCAUGCCUUGUGAUGGAUCACAAACCCACCUGUAUCUGUAUGAAGGAUUGCAGUCCUUCUCUCUCGAUAUGCCUGCGAGACAGCGGCUGUCCGCCAAACCUCGCCUGUCGUAACUAUCAGUGUGUCAAUCCUUGCGAGACCACUUCGUGUGCUGACGACACACCGUGCUUUGUCGAGAAUCAUAGACCGAUUUGUAAAUUCUGCCCACCCGGAUUCGUGAAAGAUGCCCAUCAAGGAUGUUUGAAAGCUACAAAAGUAAAAGAUGAUGAACAAGAAGUACAUAGGGAUCAGCAACACGAGACGGCGCCCGGCACCUGUUCGACACACUCCGACUGCGACGAACAGUUGCAGUGUUUAGCGGGCCGUUGUCUUGAUCCGUGUAGGUCUGGUUGUGGUCAAUCGGCAUUAUGCACUGUUAAGGCACACGUUCCAAUCUGCACCUGUCCUCCCCAGCACUACGGUAAUCCCAACCGAAAGUGCAUUCCAACUGUUCCUACCACCACCGCUGACGACAAGGAGGGGCAAGUCGACACGGGUGCGACGACAACUCCGGAAAUCGAAAUAUCGAUAACCACCGAUGAGCAUGGAUUCUACGAUGGUGAUAAUAUAGACCGAUCGGAUGUGUUCAGUACAUUCGAGAUAGAAAUGGACACGGAAAGUACACGUGAAUCUUUGUCAAGUAGCACAACAGCUACAAUCGAUGUGUCUACCAAGAGCCAUCUUGAUGUUACUGAAGCCGAAUUGCAGCCUACGACUACGAAGACUUAUAUUAAAAUACCCAUAGAUGAUCACGAAUUUAUAACUGAAAAGCUACCAAAAGUAUCAACAAUACCCGAUGACAAUUUACUGCUCGUUACACAAGUAGAAACUACUACAGCAAGUUUUGCGAAUACUACAGUGCUCAACUCUCAGACGACUGAAAACCUAACGCUAACUCAAACGACUACUGCUAUCGCAUCUACGGAAACUUAUCCUACUACAACAGCAAGCACUAGCAGCAAACCUACGGAUACUACUGGAGAACUUGAAGCAAACAGUACCCUUAAACCAACGUCGACUAUUGGCACUACAGAAGAGAUAACAACAAUAUUGUCUCGCGAGCAAGAGUACACAACCAUUCGAGAGCAAAUCACAUCAGAGGAAAUAGGAACACCUACUUCCCAAGAGAGUCACACUCUGCCAACAACUUCUCAUCCUGAUACGAGUUCGGCAGCAUCUGUUUCUGUUACCGGAGCCACAGCAUCUAGCAAACUGACAACGGGUGAGCAGACAACUUCAAUCUUUGAGACAACUACAAAUGUAGAAUCUUUAUCGCAUUCCGACACGGAAAGACCAAUGACAACCUCCAUCCGCACAACCGGAAAUACCUCACCAACUGUCAUGAUGGUUGAAUCUAUUUCAGAAGGCUCGACACAAGCUUCGAUUGAUCUGUUAACAACAACUGUAGUUUCUUAUCCGUUGUUCAAUCAAACAGAAUCGUACAUAAUUGAUAAGAACCAAUCCGUCACCACGAUUAUAUCAGAAUUUCUUACAACAAUUCCAACGAGCUCUGUCGUAACUUUUUCCGAUAAGGAAACAACCUCGCUCCCAUCGACAACGGCUUCAACCACAACUCGCAAAACCCCGGACAUACUCGCAAAACAAGACCGUAAAACUACAGAACUGGAAACAGAAAUACCCCCUAUAAUGUUAACUCGUCCGUCAACUCUCCCGGAUGUGCUUAUUAACCGCAGUACGACCGAGAGCUACAACGAGUUUAUGUACGAUCGCGAGGGAAUGGUUAGACCUAUCAAGAAACCCAACGAUACGACCACCAUCAAACCGAGCAAAGAGCAUAAGGGAACCGAAACGGGAGUUUACUACAUCGAUGAUACAACCACUAUCUCAUCCAGCACGGUUGAUGAGCAAACCGAGCACGAUAGAAGCAUUCCUCUAUCGACUAGCACGUAUGAAAGUGACGAUGACGAGGGUGAUGAUUACGAAGAUGGUAGCGGGAGAGAAGAUAUCACCCAACAACCGAAUGAUACCACUCACAAAGCUACGGAAAUGGUUAUCAGCUCUACACUAGCAGGUAUAGAAAUUGAAACUACAGCUGAUCGAAAAGAUUCUAUGGUAACUGUAGUUACCUCGACAGAAAGCUCUUCUACUGUAGAAGGCUCAACAAUUAGCGAUCGAUCCAUGGUCAGUUCUAUACUAUCGGAUUCGGAAACUGAAACUAUAGAUAGGAUAUCUGAAAGCAUUACAACAGAGAGGUCUACUCCUGUAGAAGGCUCAACAAUUAACGAUCGGUCCAUUGUUAGUUCUACACUAUCGGAUUUGGAAACUGAGACCACAGAUGAUCGGAAAAAUGCUAGGGUAACUAAAAUUACUACAACAGAGAGUUCUUCUACCAUUGAAGACUUCCCAAUUAGCGAUUCGCCUAUCGUCAGCAUUAUACUACCGGACAUGGAAAAGGAGACCACGGCUGAUCGAAAAGAUGCUAGAGUAACUGUAAUUACUACAACGAAAAGCUCUUCUACUGUAGAAAGCUCAACACUAUCAGAUUCGGAAACAGAGACCACAGUUGAUUCGAAAAAUGUUAAGCUAACUGAAAGCACUACAAUAGAGAGCACUUCUACUGUAGAAGCCUCAACAGUUGGCGAUCAGUCUUUCGUUAGCUCUACACUACCAGGCACGGAACCCACAGUUGAUCGAAAAAAUCCUACAACAGAGAGCUACAGCUACGAUAUUACUACAACAGAGAGCUCCGUUGAAGGCUCAACAGCUGACGAUCGGCCAUCGUCCACGAUUAUUAAUACUGAUACUUCCCUAGUCGACAAGACUACAUCAACAGGCACCGAAAGUACCAUGAGAAGUCACCCCGAAUCUACCCCUAGUAGCGAUUUAACAACGCUUGACUACACAACGCUCGACGCUGACAAAGUCAUCACCUAUAUCUUCGACACAGCGACGACUAUGAAAACUCUCGGUUCAAUUCAAAAAUGCAUAUCAGACAACCAGUGUCAGUACAACGAAACCUGUGUCGACUACGCCUGUGCCGAUCCUUGCCAGUUAAGCAAUCUCUGUCCUGAAAACAUUCCCUGCCUUACCGUGAACCACGAGCCCAAGUGCAUUUGCAAUAAAGCUGAUCCGGUUGAUUCAGCAAAUUGUAUUGAAGAAUCAGAGAUUGGAUGUAGACACAACGACGAGUGCCCCGCAGAACGAUCGUGCAUCAACGGAGUCUGCAUCAAUCCAUGCCACGACGGAAAUCCAUGCGAGUCUGGCCAGGAGUGUGAAGUGCAAAACCGUGAACCGGUGUGCAUCAAACUAUGUCAAUGCCAAAAGACGAGCGAUUGCCCCUCCGGUUUGCAGUGCGAUGGAUGCAACUGUAUAGACCGGGACAACGUGGGCCGAGAUCCUGGGUGUGAACACUGUCCGCCAGGUAUUCCGUGCAAUCCCAUCACCGGUGCCUGCAUCAACGAAUCGCCCGGCACACCUAAAAAACCAGAACCGUGCCAAUCAAAUGAGGACUGUAUCGAAACGGAGGUUUGCUAUAGGGAGAUGUGCGAGGAUCCCUGCCUUUUUGAUGGGGUAUGCGCACCAACGGCAACGUGCCACGCCAAAAUGCACCGUCCAAUCUGUGCCUGUCCGACAGGACACGAGGGUAACCCGAUGAUCAAGUGUACCCCAGUCAAAUCAAUUCAAUGCACCUCCAACGACGAAUGUCCUUUGCUGGAAGCCUGUGUCGGUAACGUAUGCCAGCGACCCUGUGAUGUUAAAAACCCGUGUGCACCCAAUGCGGUAUGCAUUAACCGGAACCACGGUUCCGAGUGUAGUUGCAUCGAAGGCUAUCACGGAAACGGUUUUGUGUCUUGUCACCCAGUGACUACGCCAGGUUCCGUGUGUCAGUAUAACGAGGAUUGUCCUCCAGAUAAGUUGUGUGACCGAUUGAACCGAGUUUGUAUCAACCCUUGUCAGGAAGACUCUUGUGGUGAUAAUGCCGAAUGUUUUCCACGAAACCACGGAAUAGAAUGUCGAUGUAGUAACGGCUUUUCCGGAAAUGCAUAUAUUGAAUGUGUCCAGCUCCACGGAUGUCGUUCUGACAGUGAAUGUAGCACUUCGGAAGCUUGUAUCAACGGUCAGUGUGCGUCUCCUUGCCAGUGUGGACCAUACGCUCUUUGUGACGUUCGCAACCAUAAACCACAAUGCCGGUGUCCUCCAGGCUACAAAGGUGACGGACGUCUAGGAUGUAGUCCACCGACUAACCCUUGUGACCCGAAUCCAUGUGGACUUAAUGCCAUGUGCGAAAUCGAUGCUGGUAGCCCGAUUUGCUUCUGUCCGAAAGGGUUAACUGGCAACCCGUUUAAGAAUUGCAUUCCCGAGGGAGAUGACUGCACACCGAACCCAUGUGGACCAAAUAGCGGUUGUCGAAAGAUCAACGACCAAGCUGCCUGCUUUUGUUUGCCAGAAUUCGAAGGAAGCCCACCGGAAGUACCAUGUAAAUUACCUCAAAAUCCAUGCGAUCCAUCACCGUGUGGACCGAACACGCAGUGUGCUAUCCUUAGCAAUGGAUAUGCAAAAUGCACCUGUCUUAGCGGAUACAUCGAAAGUCCUAACACUAUUCGCGGUUGCAUUGAACCGAAAAAUCCAUGUGAUCCAAAUCCUUGCGGUUUUGGAGCCAUAUGCGACUCAUCGCGAAAUCCAGUUUGCUACUGUUCGGAAGGAAUGGUCGGAAAUCCAUUCCGAAGCUGCGUUGAGCCUGUGGUUACCCCAGAACUAUGCAAACCCGGUCCAUGUGGAAGAAAUGCCGAUUGUUAUAUCGCUGAAGGCAGGGAGCAAUGUUACUGCCGUUCAGGAUACGUUGGUGACGCAUAUGUUGGUUGCGUUGAGCAGCCUCGUUCUGUUUGUGAGCCGAAUCCAUGCGGACCGGGUGCGGAGUGUUUGGUGCUUCCCGAUGGGAUACCGGCUUGUAGAUGUCCACCAGGACAUAGCGGAGAUCCAACUACCGCAGAAGGAUGCCGUGGUUUUGAGUGUCGUGUGGAUGACGAAUGUGCUGCCGACAAAGCAUGCAUCGGGUUUCAGUGUUUAGACCCCUGCCCGGGUGCAUGUGGAAGUGGAGCGUACUGCAAAGUAGAAAAACACCACCCCGUCUGUUUCUGUAGUGCCGGACUUACGGGUAAUCCAGCGAUUCGUUGUUACUCAAUGGAUGAACCAGUUCCUGAAAACCCCUGCAAAAAUAAUCCUUGUGGAGUUAAUACUCAAUGCACGGUACGGAACAGAAGACCAGUCUGCAAGUGCUUACCCAACUAUAGGGGAGAUCCCAAGAAAGGUUGUAGAGCAGAGUGUGAAUUGAACUCCGACUGUCCCUCGGACAAGGCUUGCGUUAACCGUCGUUGUACUCCACCAUGCAACGGAGCCGUGUGUGGUGUGAAUGCAGAAUGUCAUGUUGAGUAUCACACACCUAUGUGUAAAUGUCCUAAUGGUUUCACAGGAGACUCCUUUGUGCACUGCGUGCCAAUACCAGAAGACAGAAAUAUGACACGGCAACCCUGCGAAUCCUCACCUUGUGGUCCUCAAGGAGUCUGUUCUGUCUAUGGUGAUGGUGUGGCCCUCUGUGACCCAUGUUCGGCACCUGAUGCAAUCCACAACCCACGCUGUAGACCGCAGUGCGUACUAAACACCGAUUGUCCGUUUAAUCUCGCUUGUCUUCAAGGAAAGUGUCAAGAUCCAUGUCCUGGAUCUUGUGGAUACAACGCACAGUGUAUAGUAGAACAACACCGUCCAGUAUGUUCGUGUCUUCCGGGAUUGUACGGUAACCCCUAUGAACGCUGUAUUCAACAAGACACACCUCUGGAAACAUGCGAUACAAUCCGAUGUGGUGCCAACACCGAAUGUAAGAGGAUGGGAGGUGUAUUGGCAUGUGUUUGUAGAAAGAAUUAUUACGGAGAUCCACUAGUCGGAUGCAGACCAGAAUGUGUGAUUAAUACAGAUUGUCCGGUAAGCAAAGCAUGCUUGAAUAACCGAUGCCAAGAUCCGUGUGUUGGGGUGUGUGGUGUACGUGCACUCUGCAAAGUUGUGAAUCAUCUGCCUGUAUGUCACUGUCCACCAACACACACAGGAGACGCUCUAAUAGCGUGCACCGAAAAAACAUAUCUACCUCCAGACGAAACGCCAUGUGAUCCGAACCCUUGUGGCCCUAACAGUAAAUGUUUGUCAACUCCUGACAACUAUGCUGUAUGCUCAUGUUUACCAGGCUUCCGAGGAAUGCCACCUGCCUGCCAAGCUGAAUGUACGAUCAACGCUGAAUGUCCGCAGAACAAGGCUUGCAUCAAUCUGAAAUGUAUUGAUCCAUGUCCAGGAACAUGCGGUGUCGGAGCAAGAUGUGAAGUAUUGAACCAUAAUCCAAUUUGCAGCUGUGGACCGAACCAGCAAGGUGAUCCAUUUGUUAUUUGUGAGUCUAGACAGAAUGAGCCUGAACCGGAGCCAAAGAACCCUUGUGACCCAUCACCAUGUGGUCAGAAUGCAAUUUGUCAGGUCAAACGGAACCGUCCAGUGUGUUCGUGUCAACCUAACUUUAUUGGAAGUCCGCCAUAUUGCCGACCAGAAUGUGUACUGAGUACUGAGUGUCCCCAGGACAAAGCUUGUAUUAACGAGAAAUGUCAAAAUCCGUGUGCAAAUGCGUGCGGAGUAAACGCUGAUUGUCAUGUGGUGUCUCACUCGGCAUACUGCAACUGUCGUCCAGGGUAUGAGGGAGAUGCAUUCAUCGGUUGCUCUGAGGUUCCGAAAGUAACUCCACAGAAAGAUGUUUGUUACCCAAGUCCGUGUGCUGAUAAUGCAGUGUGUAGUGAGGUAAAUGGUGCAGCAAAAUGUACCUGUAUUGCUCCGUAUCUGGGUGAUCCGUACAAUACUGGUUGCAGACCAGAAUGCGUUCUUCAUUCUGAUUGCCCUAGUCAUUUGGCAUGUGUGAAUCAACAUUGCCGCGAUCCUUGUCCAGGAAAAUGUGGAUCAAAUGCCGAAUGUACCGUUGCCAAUCAUAUUCCAGUUUGUGAAUGUCUCAGAGGGUUUAUUGGAGAUGCGUUCCGCGGAUGUCGUAAAGAUGUACCCAUCGCACCUAAGGAUCCAUGUGCGCAAUGCCCGUCCAAUAGUGUAUGCCGAAUCGUGCAAGGACGCCCAACCUGCUCGUGUCCAGAAGGUUACCGUGGAGCACCUCCGGCGUGCAGACCGGAAUGCUCAAGUAAUGAAGAGUGUCGCCACGACCAGAGUUGCAUAAAUCUCAAGUGUAAAGAUCCAUGUCCCGGAUUGUGUGGAACCAACGCACAGUGCCAGGUCAUUAACCACAAACCCUUCUGUAGUUGUCUACGGGAUUACUACGGUAAUCCAUUUGAACAGUGUAUGCCGAAACCGAAAGAACCGGAAGAUCCGUGUCGACCGAGUCCUUGCGGACCGAACUCCGAGUGCCGCGAAUUAAACCAACGUGCGGUCUGCUCCUGCGUGCCAGGUAUGCUAGGAACUCCUCCAAACUGCCGACCAGAGUGUGAAACUCAUCAAGACUGCCCAGCGAACCGAGCGUGUUUCGGUCAGAAGUGUAAGGAUCCUUGUGUUGGAUCUUGCGGUUUUAAUGCACAGUGUAUUGCUCGUGACCAUCGGCCAGAGUGCUACUGUAUGGAAGGAUAUGAAGGUGAUCCAUAUAAUGGGUGCAACCCGAUCGUCCGAGAUGAGAUCAUAAACCCUUGCAAUCCGUCGCCAUGUGGAUCAAACGCUAUUUGUAAAGAACGUAAUGGUGCUGGUUCGUGUAGUUGCAUGCAAAACUAUUUCGGAGAUCCUUAUGUCAGCUGUAGACCAGAGUGCAUUCAAAAUUCCGACUGUCCGUACGAUAAAUCAUGUUUCAACACAAAAUGUGUCGAUCCAUGUAUUGGUACUUGCGGUUUGAACGCUGAGUGUCGUGUACAUAAUCACUCUCCUUUAUGCACGUGUGUAUCUGGAUAUGUGGGAAAUCCUUCACAGGCCUGCCAUCCCGUGGUUUUAGAAAGUAAGCUCUAUCCUAUUGUGUGUACCCUAUGCGUGUUUCUAACUCUUCCUGUAUUCCUCUAUGUAUUAGAACCUAAAGAAGAACCUAUCAAUCCUUGUGUGCCAUCACCUUGCGGUCCAUAUAGCAUUUGUCGGGUGUUUAAUAACCACGCUGUUUGCACAUGUCAAAGCAAUUGCAUCGGAGCACCACCGAACUGUAGACCGGAAUGCAUGCUCAAUUCCGAAUGCUCCAGGGACAAAUCAUGUGUUAACCAACGAUGCAUCGACCCAUGUCCAGGAACAUGUGGUAUCAACGCACGAUGCCGGACUGUUAACCACAAUCCAAUCUGUAGCUGUAAUCCUGGAUUCAUUGGUGAUGCGUUUGUGCGCUGUACUCCCGAGCCGAAACAACCUAUCCUGCAAGAGGAACCCAGAAAUCCUUGUCAACCAUCUCCCUGUGGUUCAAACGCAAUAUGUCGAGUUCAGUCUAAUCGCGCUGUCUGUUCAUGUGUGGCCAAUUACAUCGGACGACCACCGAACUGUCGACCGGAGUGUGUUGUAAACUCUGAAUGUCCGAUGAGUUUGGCUUGCGUGAACGAAAAAUGUACCGAUCCCUGUCGUGGGUCAUGCGGACCAAAUGCCGAAUGUAGAGUUGUAUCACACAGACCCAUGUGCACCUGUUAUCCCGAUUACACGGGUGAUCCCUUCUCCGGUUGCAAUAGAAUACAAAUUUAUCACGAACAACCCAUGCCUUGCACGCCUAGUCCAUGUGGUGUAAAUGCCAUUUGUAGAGAACAAAAUGGAGCUGGAUCUUGUUCUUGCCUUCCGGAAUAUUUUGGUGAUCCUUACGUGGGUUGCCGGCCAGAAUGUGUCAUGAAUAGUGAUUGUCAGAGGACGCGAGCUUGCAUCAAUAGUAAAUGUGUAGAUCCAUGCCCUGGUACUUGCGGUUCCAAUGCGGAGUGUCACGUAGUUAAUCAUUCACCCACAUGCACUUGCAUUGCUGGUUUCAUUGGGAAUCCAUUUACUUCAUGUACGCCAAAACCCCAAAUUCAAGAGGAACCUAUCAACCCAUGCCAACCAUCGCCUUGUGGUCCAAACAGCCACUGUCGUGUUAUCAACAAUCAUGCCGUUUGCUCUUGUAGUCCGAAUUUCAUCGGAACUCCCCCAAGCUGCCGACCGGAAUGUGUCGUUAGUUCCGAAUGUCCCCUGGACAAGGCUUGCUUAAGACAGAAAUGUAAAGACCCUUGUCCAGGCACAUGCGGAAUUAACGCACGAUGCCAAGUGGUCAACCACAACCCAAUCUGCAGUUGCAAUAACAAAUUCACGGGUGAUCCUUUCGUACGAUGUGUCCCUGAAGAACAACCAAGACCAAUCGUUAGCGAUGUCCCUUGUGAACCAUCGCCUUGUGGACCCAACUCUCAAUGUAGGGCUAUUGGCAACACUGCUGUCUGCUCCUGCCUUCCGAACUAUAUUGGGCGAGCUCCCAACUGCCGUCCAGAAUGUACUUCAAACUCUGAAUGCUCUGCCAUGCUUGCAUGUAUCAACGAAAAGUGCAAAGAUCCAUGUCCAGGAUCUUGUGGCUCGUAUGCCACAUGCGUCGUGCAAAAUCACCAACCUAGUUGCAAAUGUUACGAUGGUUACACCGGAGACCCGUACUCAGCUUGCAUGCAAACGCCAAUUUACCGCGAGCCCGAAAACAUCGAUCCGUGCAAUCCUUCGCCAUGCGGAGUGAAUGCGGAAUGCAACAUGCGAAACAAUGCCGGUUCUUGCACUUGUUUGCCAGACUAUUUCGGUGAUCCCUAUCACGAAUGUAGGCCGGAGUGUGUUCUGAACACCGAUUGCCCCAAAACACGUUCUUGUUUGAACAACAAGUGCAAGGAUCCGUGCCCUGGAAUGUGUGGUCUAAACGCGGAAUGUUUCGUAUCCAAUCAUGCCCCGACUUGUUCGUGUAUUGCCGGAUUCACGGGCAAUCCUUCGGUUGUAUGUCACGAAAUUCCCAAAUUGGCGGAUCCGAUGCCAGUAAAUCCAUGUAGACCAUCACCCUGCGGACCGUACAGUGAAUGUCGCGAAGUUAAUCAACAUGCGGUAUGUUCGUGCCAGAAAAAUUACAUCGGUACUCCUCCGGCAUGUCGUCCUGAAUGUACCGUAAGCUCCGAGUGUGCUCAAGAUAAGGCUUGCUUGAAUCAAAAAUGCGUCGAUCCAUGUCCUGGAACCUGUGGACUAAAUGCACGAUGCAAUGUCAUCAAUCACAACCCAAUCUGUAGUUGCCCCGUUGACUUUACCGGUGAUCCGUUCGUUCGCUGUCUGCCAGAAGAAAAGCCCCCGGAACCUAGAGAACCAGAAAAUCCAUGCCUCAACAAUCCGUGUGGUCCAAACUCACAGUGUCGCGCUGUCGGGUUCGUACCCGCCUGUUCGUGUCUGCCAAACUACGUCGGACGGGCUCCGAACUGUCGUCCGGAAUGUACAAUUAAUUCGGAAUGCCCGGGAAAUCUUGCCUGUAUCAACGAGAAAUGUCGCGAUCCGUGUCCGGGAUCUUGUGGCCCUAAUGCCGUCUGUAACGUGAUCAACCAUUCCCCCGUGUGCUCCUGUUCAUCCGGCUACACCGGUGAUCCCUUCUCUGGGUGUAUGGAUAUUCCUACUCCACCAAUACGAGACGAAUCGAGGGAUCCUUGCAAUCCUUCGCCGUGUGGAUCGAAUGCGGUGUGUAAAGAACGUAAUGGUGCUGGUUCUUGUACAUGUUUACCGGAAUACUUUGGCGAUCCGUACAGUGGAUGCCGUCCGGAAUGUGUGACCAACAGCGACUGUCCACGUAACAAGGCUUGUGGUAAUAAUAAAUGUAAAGAUCCCUGUCCUGGUGUUUGUGGGCGCAAUGCCGAGUGUUACGUGGUCAAUCAUUCACCCAGUUGCGUAUGCAUUUCCGGAUAUACCGGGGAUCCACUGUCAGCUUGCCAUGAACCGAUCCCUCCGAAGCAAAACGAUCCAAUCAAUCCAUGCUCACCGUCCCCCUGCGGACCAAAUAGCUUGUGUCGUGAAAUCAACGGGCAUGCCGUUUGUUCUUGCCAAACUGGCUACAUUGGAACUCCGCCAAGUUGUCGACCGGAGUGUGUCGUCAGUUCCGAAUGUGCCAUGGACAAGGCUUGCAUUCAGCAAAAAUGUCAAGAUCCCUGUCCAGGCACGUGUGGACAGAACGCACGCUGUCAGAUCGUCAAUCACAGCCCUAUCUGUAGCUGUUCUCCCGGCUUCACUGGGGAUCCUUUCCAUCGGUGUCUACCAGAAGAGAAAACUCCUGUGGUAUCUGAACCUAUUGAUCCAUGUGUGCCAUCCCCCUGCGGACGCAACUCGCAGUGUCGGGCCGUAGGCAAUACGCCUGCCUGCUCUUGCCUACCGAAUUACAUCGGCCGGGCACCCAACUGCCGACCGGAGUGUAUGAUCAAUGCAGAAUGCCCUGCAAAUCUGGCUUGUGUAAAUGAAAAAUGUAAAGAUCCUUGCGUGGGCUCAUGCGGUAUCAACGCAAUUUGCACUGUAAUUAAACACAGCCCUGUUUGCGAAUGCCAGACUGGAUUCACUGGUGAUCCGUUUUCAGUUUGUACAGAAUUCACUGUCUCACGCGAACCAGAGCAGGUCAAUCCUUGUAAUCCGUCACCGUGUGGAGCCAACGCAGUCUGCAAAGAACGUAACGGUGCCGGAUCCUGUACAUGUCUUCCGGAUUACUUCGGUGAUCCUUACACCGGUUGCCGACCUGAAUGCGUUCAAAAUUCAGAUUGCGACAAGUUCCGAGCAUGUGCCAACAACAAGUGUAAGGAUCCCUGUCCUGGAGUUUGCGGUCUGAAUGCGGAAUGUCGAGUUCAGAACCAUAGUCCUAUCUGUCUAUGUUUAGAGGGAUACACUGGCAAUCCUUCAAGAGGUUGUGUUGCGGAAAUAGUAACUGAGAGACCUAAAGCGGAAGGAUGCUAUCCAUCUCCGUGCGGUCCAUACAGCCACUGUCGUGAAGUGAACGGACAUCCAGUGUGCUCCUGUCAAUCGGGUUACAUAGGAUCGCCACCUUCUUGUAGGCCGGAAUGUGUAGUCAGCUCGGAAUGUAACCAAGAUCGAGCUUGUGUGAACCAAAAAUGUACUGACCCUUGUCCAGGUACAUGCGGAACAGAGGCACGAUGCCAAGUUGUAAACCACAAUCCCAUAUGUAGCUGUCCGCCAGGAUUCACCGGAGAUGCGUUCGUUCGGUGUGUGAAGAAAGAAAUUCCAAAAGAUACACCGGAACCUCUUGAUCCAUGUUUACCUUCACCAUGUGGACCAAACGCUCAAUGCAGAGUUGUUGGAACUCAGGCUGCCUGCACUUGUCAACCAAACUACAUCGGCCGACCACCGAACUGUCGCCCGGAAUGCACGAUCGAUGCCGAAUGCCCUAGUGACCUGGUCUGUCAAAACGAACGGUGUAUUGAUCCAUGUCCGGGAGCCUGUGGGCACAAUGCAAUCUGCCAAGCGAUUAACCAUCGAGCUGUCUGCGUUUGCAACGAUGGUUUCGAUGGUAAUCCCUUGGUGCAAUGUGAUCGAACCCUACCACCGGUAACCGAAAGACUGACACCAUGUACACCAUCGCCGUGCGGACCUAAUGCUGAAUGUAGAGAGCGAAACAAAGCCGGAGCUUGUUACUGUUUGCAGGGAUAUGAAGGAAACCCGUACGAUGUCUUCUCCGGCUGUCGACGAGAAUGUGACGUGAAUAGUGAUUGUACCGAGAAGCUGGCUUGUGUGAAUUACAAGUGCAUUGAUCCCUGCCCAGGAGUAUGUGGAAAUCAAGCACUGUGCGAAGUCGUCAACCACGUUCCGACGUGUGUCUGUCCAGAAGGAAUGGUAGGUGAUCCAUUCACCCGCUGCGAACUGCGACUGGAAGAAGAACCCCUUACGAAAUCACCUCCAGUGUGUGAUCAGAGUACGUGUGGUCCUAACAGUAUUUGUCGUAUCCAAAAUGGUGUCGCAGUUUGCAAGUGUCAACCGGAGAUGAUCGGAAGCCCACCAAACUGCCGGCCAGAAUGUUCACAAAGUUCAGACUGCGAUUCGCGGAAGGCGUGUGUUAACUAUAAGUGUAUCGAUCCAUGCCCAGGAUCGUGUGGAGUAAACGCCAAAUGUCAAGUUAUCAACCACAACCCGAUCUGUAGUUGCAGUGCCGGUUUCACAGGCGAUCCUUUCUCACGAUGCGACAAAGUAAUUAUCCCCGUCACGAAAGCACCGCCAACGCCCUGUAUGCCAUCACCUUGUGGACCGAACGCGGAAUGCAAGGUAGUCGGCAGUAAAGAAGCAUGUUCUUGCCUACCAAACUACAUAGGAUCGCCACCGAACUGUCGCCCCGAAUGUGUUCUCAGCACCGAAUGUGCACAAACCCAAGCCUGCAUUCGGCAAAAGUGUACUGACCCAUGCCCUGGAUCGUGCGGUCUGAAUGCCAAGUGUUCCGUAGUGAAUCAUACGCCCAGCUGUUCCUGCGAGCAAGGAUACACCGGCGAUCCGUUCACCGGCUGCCAACCGAUAGAGGCUGACUACCCCGUGUUGGUAUCGUCCCCAUGUGCUCCCAGUCCCUGCGGGGCCAACGCUGUCUGCCGGGAGCAGAACGGGGCCGGUUCAUGUACCUGUAUCGAAGAUCACUUCGGCAACCCGUACGAAGGUUGUCGUCCCGAGUGUGUCCUAAACUCCGACUGUCCCACCAACCGUGCCUGUGUUCGUAACAAAUGCCAGGACCCGUGCCCUGGAACCUGCGGUCAAAAUGCCGAAUGCCAAGUAGUCAAUCACCUGUCCUCGUGCACCUGUAUCGAUGGAUACGAGGGUGAUCCGUUCCGAUUCUGUGCCGCCAGGCAGAGAGAGCCUAUUCAACAAUAUGUCAAUCCCUGUAAACCGACCCCUUGUGGUUCCAAUAGCCAGUGUCGAGAAAUUAAUGGACAAGCUGUUUGCUCAUGUUUGCCUACAUAUAUCGGUACUCCACCGGGUUGCCGUCCAGAAUGUGUCAGUAGUUCGGAGUGCUCACUGGACAAGGCAUGUGUCAACCAGAAAUGUGUUGAUCCUUGCCCUGGAACCUGUGGAUCCAAUGCACGAUGUAAUGUAAAUAAUCACAGCCCAAUAUGCUCUUGUCAGUCCGGAUACACGGGGGAUCCAUUCACACGAUGCUAUCCAAAUCCACCCCCACCUCAAGAUACUCAAAUUGUGGCACGCGAGCCAUGCGCUCCAUCGCCAUGUGGGCCAAAUGCCCAAUGUAGGAACAUUAACGGUGUGCCAUCUUGCUCUUGUCUAGUCAACUACAUUGGAUCACCGCCUAAUUGCAGACCGGAAUGCACAAUCAGUGCUGAAUGUCCCAGUAACCAAGCCUGUAUGAGCGAAAAAUGCAGAGAUCCUUGCCCAGGAUCAUGUGGUAUCGGAGCACAAUGCAAUGUUAUAAAUCACACACCCGUAUGCACGUGUGGAACAGGUUACACGGGAGAUCCAUUCACUAAUUGCUAUCCUGCGCCACCUCCACCGAGAGAACCAGUCAAUGACGAUCCGUGCAAUCCAUCACCUUGUGGGCCUAACGCGCAGUGUAACAAUGGGAUUUGCUCAUGUCUACCGGAAUACCAAGGUGACCCGUAUCAAGGUUGUAGACCAGAGUGCGUACUCAAUUCUGAUUGCCCUCGAGAUAGGGCUUGUAUUCGUAGUAAAUGCGUUGAUCCUUGUCCAGGAACCUGUGGACAAGAUGCGGUUUGUGAAGUCAUCAAUCACAUACCGAUGUGCAGUUGUCCAGCUGGUAGGGCUGGAAAUGCAUUCGUGCAAUGUAGACCACACCAGACACCAAUAGCAACAAAUCCGUGCAGUCCAACGCCUUGUGGACCAAAUAGUCAGUGUCGUGAAAUCAACGGGCAAGCCGUUUGCUCCUGUGUACCAGGAUUCAUUGGUAGUCCUCCCAUCUGUAGACCAGAAUGCGUCGUCAGCUCAGAGUGUCCACAAAACCAGGCAUGCAACAACCAGAAAUGUCGAGAUCCUUGUCCUGGAACUUGUGGCGUUGGAGCUCGUUGCACGGUAGUCAAUCAUAAUCCGAUUUGCAGUUGUCCUGAAAGGAACACUGGCAACCCGUUCAUCCGUUGUCAACCAAUAGUUGAACCUCCAGUUCAAAUGACUCCAACGAAUCCGUGUCAACCAUCUCCGUGUGGUUCAAAUGCCCAAUGCAGACCCGUUGGUGAGUCCCCAUCGUGUACUUGUUUAGAGAAUAUGAUAGGGUCCCCUCCCAACUGUAGACCCGAGUGUAUAAGCAACUCUGAAUGCCCUAGCAAUCAAGCAUGUAUUCGUCAGAAGUGCCAAGAUCCUUGUACGGGAGCGUGUGGUUCUAACGCUGAAUGCAGGGUUGUCAGCCAUACGCCAAUGUGCAUCUGUGCAGAGGGUUUCACUGGUGAUCCCUUUUCCCAGUGUGUACAAGUCCAACAUGACAUAUCAAGAGAACCAGUAUCCCCUUGCACACCUAGUCCAUGCGGAGCAAAUGCUAUCUGCCGAGAGAAAAAUGGUGCCGGCUCUUGUACUUGUAUCGAGGAUCACUUUGGCAAUCCAUAUGAAGGUUGUCGGCCGGAGUGUGUGCUCAAUUCAGACUGUCCCUCAAACCGAGCAUGCGUCAGAAAUAAGUGCCAAGAUCCAUGCCCUGGCACUUGUGGCCAAAAUGCUGAAUGUCAGGUUGUUAACCAUCUUCCGUCAUGCACAUGUUUCCCAGGUUACGAAGGAGAUCCAUUUAGAUUCUGCAGCGUACAACAACCUAUUCAAGAAUAUAUGAACCCGUGCCAACCCAGCCCAUGCGGUCCUAACAGUCAAUGUCGGGAAAUUAAUGGACAGGCAGUGUGCUCUUGUCUUCCCACAUAUAUUGGAUCUCCUCCGGGAUGUAGGCCAGAAUGUGUCACGAGCUCAGAAUGUCCUUCGGACAGAGCCUGCAUUAACCAAAAAUGUGUAGACCCAUGCCCGGGAACAUGCGGCACUAAUGCUCGAUGUAACGUUAACAAUCACAGUCCCAUCUGCUCUUGUCAAUCGGGAUACACUGGAGAUCCAUUCACACGAUGCUAUCCAAAUCCACCUCCUCCACAAGACACUCAAAUCAUUACCCGAGAUCCAUGCGCUCCUUCGCAUUGCGGUCCCAAUUCUCAGUGUAGAAACAUCAACGGUGUACCCUCCUGCUCGUGUUUAACCAACUAUCUCGGAUCUCCACCCAAUUGUAGACCAGAAUGUUCGAUAAACGCAGAAUGUCCAAGUAAUCAAGCUUGUAUGAAUGAAAAAUGUCGAGAUCCAUGUCCGGGAUCGUGCGGUAUUGGGGCCCGAUGCAACGUGAUCAAUCACACCCCAAUUUGUACUUGCGAACCUGGUUACACCGGAGACCCCUUUACGAAUUGCUAUCCUGAGCCACUUCCACCGAGAGAACCGGUCAACGAUGAUCCAUGCAAUCCGUCACCUUGUGGGUCAAAUGCGCAAUGUAGUAAUGGCAUUUGCUCGUGCCUACCGGAAUACCAAGGAGAUCCGUAUCAAGGUUGCAGACCAGAGUGCGUAUUGAAUUCUGAUUGUCCACGAGAUAAGGCCUGUAUUAGAAGUAAAUGUGUCGAUCCUUGCCCUGGAACAUGCGGACAGGACGCGAUAUGUGAAGUUAUCAACCACAUACCAAUGUGCAGCUGUCCAGCUGGUAGACAAGGAAACGCAUUUGUACAAUGUAGACCCCAGCAAACCCCGACGGUCACGAAUCCAUGCAACCCAACUCCAUGCGGACCUAAUAGUCAGUGUCGUGAAAUCAAUGGCCAGGCAGUAUGCUCUUGUGUACCAGGGUUCAUCGGAAGCCCCCCUACGUGUAGACCAGAGUGUGUGGUUAGCUCGGAGUGUCCUCAAAACCAAGCCUGUAAUAAUCAAAAAUGCCGAGAUCCAUGUCCUGGAACAUGCGGGAUCGGAGCUAGAUGCUCGGUCGUAAAUCAUAACCCAAUAUGUAGCUGUCCGGAACGAUAUACUGGUGAUCCUUUCUCGCGUUGCCAACCCAUAAUCGAAGCACCUGUUCAAAUGACCCCAUCUAACCCCUGCCAACCCUCGCCUUGUGGGCCUAAUGCCAUUUGUAGACCAGUGGGCGAUUCUCCCUCGUGCACUUGCAUUGAAAAUAUGGUUGGAACACCUCCGAACUGCCGACCAGAGUGCGUCAGUAAUUCAGAGUGUGCGAGUAAUCAGGCGUGUAUCAGACAAAAAUGUCAAAACCCUUGUACCGGAGCUUGUGGAACAAAUGCUGAAUGCCGAGUCGUUAGUCACACUCCAAUGUGCAUUUGUUCUGUCGGAUUCACCGGUGAUCCAUUCAGUCAGUGUAUGCCUGUACAACAAGAUGUCCCAAGAGAACCGUCUUCACCUUGCAGUCCAAGUCCGUGUGGAGCCAACGCCAUCUGUAGGGAACAAAACGGUGCUGGUUCCUGUACUUGUAUGGAAGAUCAUCUCGGAAACCCGUACGAGGGAUGUCGACCAGAGUGUGUUCUAAACUCAGACUGUCCUUCGAAUCGCGCAUGUGUACGGAACAAAUGCCAAGAUCCAUGUCCAGGAACGUGUGGACAGAAUGCAGAUUGUCAAGUCGUCAAUCAUUUGCCAACGUGCACGUGUAUUGCAGGAUACGAGGGCGAUCCAUUCCGAUUCUGCAGCGUGCAACAAAGAGAACCAAUUCAAGAAUACGUAAAUCCUUGCCAACCCAGCCCAUGUGGCCCUAACAGUCAGUGUCGAGAGAUCAAUGGCCAAGCUGUGUGCUCAUGCCUUCCAACAUAUAUCGGAUCACCUCCUAGUUGUCGUCCUGAAUGUGUCACUAGUUCAGAAUGUUCUUUGGACAGGGCCUGCAUUAACCAAAAAUGUGUCGAUCCAUGCCCGGGUACAUGCGGCACCAAUGCUCGGUGUAACGUUAAAAAUCACAGUCCCAUCUGCUCUUGUCAAUCGGGAUACACUGGAGAUCCAUUCACACGAUGCUAUCCAAAUCCACCUCCUCCACAAGACACUCAAAUCAUUACCCGAGAUCCAUGCGUUCCUUCGCCAUGUGGUCCCAAUUCUCAGUGUAGAAACAUCAACGGUGUACCGUCCUGCUCAUGUCUAACCAACUACCUCGGAUCUCCACCCAAUUGUAGACCAGAAUGUUCGAUAAACGCAGAAUGUCCAAGUAAUCAAGCCUGUAUGAAUGAAAAAUGCCGAGAUCCUUGUCCAGGAUCGUGUGGUAUUGGGGCACGAUGCAGUGUUAUCAAUCAUACACCAAUUUGUACUUGCGAGCCCGGUUACACUGGUGACCCCUUUACGAAUUGUUAUCCUGAGCCACUUCCACCGAAAGAACCGGUCAAUGAUGACCCAUGCAAUCCAUCACCUUGUGGACCAAACGCGCAAUGCAGUAAUGGAAUAUGCUCGUGCCUACCGGAAUACCAAGGAGAUCCGUAUCAAGGUUGUAGACCAGAGUGCGUGUUGAAUUCCGAUUGUCCACGAGAUAAGGCCUGCAUUAGAAGUAAAUGUGUCGAUCCUUGCCCUGGAACAUGCGGACAGGACGCGAUAUGCGAAGUUAUUAAUCACAUCCCAAUGUGCAGUUGUCCUACUGGUAGGCAAGGAAACGCAUUUGUACAAUGUAGACCUCAACAAACUCCUAUGGAGACAAAUCCAUGCAACCCCACUCCAUGCGGACCUAAUAGUCAGUGUCGUGAAAUCAAUGGACAGGCAGUAUGCUCUUGUGUACCAGGAUUCAUUGGAAGUCCCCCUACUUGUAGACCAGAGUGUGUUGUUAGCUCAGAGUGCCCUCAGAAUCAAGCCUGUAACAAUCAAAAGUGUAGAGAUCCUUGUUCUGGAACAUGCGGCAUCGGAGCUAGAUGCUCGGUCGUAAAUCAUAACCCAAUCUGCAGCUGUCCGGAACGAUAUACUGGUGAUCCUUUCUCACGUUGCCAAGCCAUUAUCGAAACACCUGUUCAAAUGACCCCAUCUAACCCUUGCCAACCCUCGCCUUGCGGUCCUAAUGCCAUUUGUAGACCAGUUGGUAAUUCUCCCUCGUGCACUUGCAUUGAAGAUAUGGUGGGAGCACCUCCGAACUGUCGACCAGAAUGCAUCACAAAUUCAGAGUGUGCAAGUAAUCAGGCGUGUAUCAGACAAAAAUGUCAAAACCCUUGUACCGGAGCUUGUGGAACAAACGCUGAAUGCCGAGUCGUUAGUCACACUCCAAUGUGCAUUUGCUCUAUCGGAUUCACCGGUGAUCCAUUCAGUCAAUGUACACCUGUACAACAAGAUGUCCCAAGAGAACCAUCUUCACCUUGCAGUCCAAGUCCUUGUGGAGCCAACGCCAUCUGUAGGGAACAAAACGGUGCCGGUUCCUGUACUUGUAUGGAAGAUCAUCUCGGAAACCCGUACGAGGGAUGUCGACCAGAGUGUGUUCUAAACUCAGACUGUCCUUCGAAUCGCGCCUGUGUACGAAACAAAUGCCAAGAUCCAUGUCCAGGAACGUGUGGACAGAAUGCGGAUUGUCAAGUCGUCAAUCAUUUGCCAACGUGCACAUGUAUUGCGGGGUACGAUGGUGACCCAUUCCGCUUCUGUACCGUGCAACAAAGAGAACCGAUUCAAGAAUACGUAAAUCCUUGCCAACCCAGCCCUUGUGGUCCUAACAGCCAGUGUCGAGAGAUCAAUGGCCAAGCUGUGUGCUCAUGCCUUCCAACAUAUAUCGGAUCACCUCCUAGUUGUCGUCCUGAAUGUGUCACUAGUUCAGAAUGUUCUUUGGACAGGGCCUGCAUCAAUCAAAAAUGUGUCGAUCCAUGUCCGGGUACAUGCGGGACCAAUGCUCGGUGUAACGUUAAAAAUCACAGUCCCAUCUGCUCUUGUCAAUCGGGAUACACUGGAGAUCCAUUCACACGAUGCUAUCCAAAUCCACCUCCUCCACAAGACACUCAAAUCAUUACCCGAGAUCCAUGCGUUCCUUCACCAUGCGGUCCCAAUUCCCAGUGUAGAAACAUCAGCGGUGUACCCUCCUGCUCAUGUUUAACCAACUACCUCGGAUCUCCACCCAAUUGUAGACCAGAAUGUUCGAUAAACGCGGAAUGUCCAAGUAAUCAAGCCUGUAUGAAUGAAAAAUGCCGAGAUCCGUGUCCAGGAUCAUGCGGUAUUCGGGCACGAUGCAGCGUGAUCAAUCACACCCCAAUUUGUACUUGCGAGCCCGGUUACACUGGAGAUCCAUUUACAAAUUGCUAUCCUGAGCCACUUCCACCGAGAGAACCGGUCAAUGAUGAUCCAUGCAAUCCGUCACCUUGUGGACCAAACGCGCAAUGUAGUAAUGGAAUAUGCUCGUGCCUACCGGAAUACCAAGGAGAUCCGUAUCAAGGUUGUAGACCAGAGUGCGUGUUGAAUUCCGAUUGUCGACGAGAUAAGGCCUGCAUUAGAAGUAAAUGUGUCGAUCCUUGCCCUGGAACAUGCGGACAGGACGCGAUAUGCGAAGUUAUUAAUCACAUCCCAAUGUGCAGCUGUCCUGCUGGUAGGCAAGGAAACGCAUUUGUACAAUGUAGACCUCAACAAACUCCUAUGGAGACAAAUCCAUGCAACCCUACUCCAUGCGGACCUAAUAGUCAGUGUCGUGAAAUCAAUGGACAGGCAGUAUGCUCUUGUGUACCAGGGUUCAUUGGAAGUCCCCCUACUUGUAGACCAGAGUGUGUGGUUAGCUCGGAGUGUCCUCAGAAUCAAGCCUGUAACAAUCAAAAGUGUAGAGAUCCUUGUCCUGGAACAUGCGGCAUCGGAGCUAGAUGCUCGGUUGUGAAUCACAACCCAAUAUGUAGCUGCCCGGCACGAUAUACUGGUGAUCCUUUCUCACGUUGCCAAGCCAUUAUCGAAGCACCUGUUCAAAUGACCCCAUCUAACCCUUGCCAACCCUCACCUUGUGGUCCUAAUGCCAUUUGUCGACCAGUGGGCGAUUCUCCCUCAUGCACUUGCAUUGAAGAUAUGGUUGGAGCACCUCCGAACUGCCGACCAGAAUGCGUCAGUAAUUCAGAGUGUGCAAGUAAUCAGGCGUGUAUCAGACAGAAAUGUCAAAACCCUUGCACCGGAGCUUGUGGAACAAAUGCUGAAUGCCGAGUCGUUAGUCACACUCCAAUGUGCAUUUGCUCCGUCGGAUUCACCGGUGAUCCAUUCAGUCAGUGUACACCUGUACAACAAGAUAUUCCAAGAGAACCAUCUUCACCUUGCAGUCCAAGCCCGUGUGGAGCCAACGCCAUCUGUAGGGAACAAAAUGGUGCCGGUUCAUGUACUUGUAUGGAAGAUCAUUUCGGAAAUCCGUACGAGGGAUGUCGACCAGAGUGUGUUCUAAACUCAGACUGCCCUUCGAAUCGCGCCUGUGUACGAAACAAAUGCCAAGAUCCAUGUCCAGGAACGUGUGGACAGAAUGCAGAUUGUCAAGUCGUCAAUCAUUUGCCAACUUGCACGUGUAUUGCGGGAUACGACGGUGAUCCAUUCCGAUUCUGCAGCGUGCAACAAAGAGAACCCAUUCAAGAAUAUGUGAAUCCCUGUCAACCCAGCCCUUGUGGUCCUAACAGUCAGUGUCGAGAGAUCAAUGGCCAAGCAGUGUGCUCAUGUCUUCCCACGUACAUCGGAUCACCUCCUAGUUGUCGUCCUGAAUGUGUCACUAGUUCAGAAUGCUCCUUGGACAGAGCCUGCAUCAAUCAAAAAUGUGUCGAUCCAUGUCCGGGUACAUGCGGAACUAAUGCUCGAUGUAACAUUAAAAAUCAUAGUCCCAUCUGCUCUUGCCAAUCUGGAUACACAGGAGAUCCCUUCACUCGAUGCUAUCCAAAUCCACCUCCCCCACAAGACACUCAAAUCAUUACCCAAGAUCCAUGCGUUCCUUCACCAUGCGGUCCCAAUUCUCAAUGUAGAAACAUAAACGGUGUACCCUCCUGCUCAUGUUUAACCAACUACCUCGGAUCUCCACCCAAUUGUAGACCGGAAUGUUCGAUAAACGCGGAAUGUCCAAGUAAUCAAGCCUGUAUGAAUGAAAAAUGCCGAGAUCCGUGUCCAGGAUCGUGUGGUAUUGGGGCACGAUGCAGUGUGAUCAAUCAUACACCAAUUUGCACUUGCGAGCCCGGUUACACUGGAGACCCCUUUACGAAUUGCUAUCCUGAGCCACUUCCACCGAGAGAACCGGUCAAUGAUGAUCCAUGCAAUCCGUCACCUUGUGGACCAAACGCGCAAUGUAGUAAUGGAAUUUGUUCGUGUCUCCCGGAAUACCAAGGAGAUCCGUAUCAAGGUUGUAGACCAGAGUGCGUGCUGAAUUCUGAUUGUCCACGAGAUAAGGCAUGUAUUAGAAGUAAAUGUGUCGAUCCUUGCCCUGGAACAUGCGGACAGGACGCGAUAUGUGAAGUUAUUAAUCACAUACCAAUGUGUAGUUGUCCUGCUGGUAGAGCUGGAAAUGCAUUCGUGCAAUGUAGACCUCAGCAAACCCCGACUGUGACGAAUCCAUGCAACCCUACUCCAUGCGGACCUAAUAGUCAGUGUCGUGAAAUCAAUGGACAGGCAGUAUGCUCUUGUGUACCAGGGUUCAUUGGAAGUCCACCUACUUGUAGACCAGAGUGUGUGGUUAGCUCGGAGUGCCCUCAAAGUCAAGCCUGUAAUAAUCAAAAGUGUAGAGAUCCUUGUCCUGGAACAUGCGGCAUCGGAGCUAGAUGCUCGGUUGUGAAUCACAACCCAAUAUGUAGCUGCCCGGAACGUUAUACUGGCGAUCCUUUCACACGUUGCCAACCCAUUAUUGAAACACCUGUUCAAAUGACCCCAUCUAACCCUUGCCAACCCUCACCUUGUGGUCCUAAUGCCAUUUGUCGACCAGUGGGCGAUUCUCCCUCAUGCACUUGCAUUGAAGAUAUGGUUGGAGCACCUCCGAACUGCCGACCAGAAUGCAUCAGUAAUUCAGAGUGUGCAAGUAAUCAGGCGUGUAUCAGACAAAAAUGUCAAAACCCUUGUACCGGAGCUUGUGGAACAAAUGCUGAAUGCCGAGUCGUUAGUCACACUCCAAUGUGCAUUUGUUCUGUCGGAUUUACCGGUGAUCCAUUCAGUCAGUGUAUGCCUGUGCAACAAGACGUUCCAAGAGAACCAUCUUCACCUUGCAAUCCAAGUCCGUGUGGAGCUAACGCCAUCUGUAGAGAACAAAAUGGUGCCGGUUCAUGCACUUGUAUGGAAGAUCAUCUCGGAAACCCGUACGAGGGAUGUCGACCAGAAUGUGUUCUGAAUUCAGACUGUCCUUCGAAUCGCGCUUGUGUACGAAAUAAAUGCCAAGAUCCAUGUCCAGGAACGUGUGGACAGAAUGCAGAUUGUCAAGUCGUCAAUCAUUUGCCAACGUGCACGUGUAUUGCAGGAUACGACGGAGAUCCAUUCCGCUUCUGUUCCUUGCAACAAAGAGAACCCAUUCACGAAUACGUAAAUCCCUGUCAACCCAGCCCUUGUGGUCCAAACAGUCAGUGUCGAGAGAUCAAUGGCCAAGCAGUGUGCUCAUGUCUUCCAACAUACAUCGGAUCACCUCCUAGUUGUCGUCCUGAAUGUGUCACUAGUUCAGAAUGCUCCUUGGACAGAGCCUGCAUCAAUCAAAAAUGUGUCGAUCCAUGUCCGGGUACAUGCGGAACUAAUGCUCGAUGUAACAUUAAAAAUCAUAGUCCCAUCUGCUCUUGCCAAUCGGGAUACACAGGAGAUCCAUUCACUCGAUGCUAUCCAAAUCCACCUCCCCCACAAGACACUCAAAUCAUUACCCGAGAUCCAUGCGUUCCUUCACCAUGCGGUCCCAAUUCUCAGUGUAGAAACAUCAACGGUGUACCCUCCUGCUCGUGUCUAUCGAACUACCUCGGAUCUCCACCCAAUUGUAGACCAGAAUGUUCGAUAAAUGCAGAAUGUCCAAGUAAUCAAGCCUGUAUGAAUGAAAAAUGCCGAGAUCCGUGUCCAGGAUCGUGUGGUAUUGGGGCACGAUGCAGUGUGAUCAAUCAUACACCAAUUUGUACUUGCGAGCCCGGUUACACUGGAGAUCCCUUUUCGAAUUGCUAUCCUGAGCCACCUCCGCCGCGAGAACCGGUCAAUGAUGAUCCAUGCAAUCCGUCACCUUGUGGACCAAAUGCGCAAUGUAGUAAUGGAAUUUGUUCGUGUCUACCGGAAUACCAAGGAGAUCCAUAUCAAGGUUGUAGACCAGAGUGCGUGCUGAAUUCUGAUUGUCCACGAGAUAAGGCCUGUAUUAGAAGCAAAUGUGUCGAUCCUUGCCCUGGAACCUGCGGACAGGACGCGAUAUGCGAAGUUAUUAACCACAUACCAAUGUGCAGCUGUCCUGCUGGUAGACAAGGAAACGCAUUUGUACAAUGUAGACCUCAACAAACUCCUAUGGAGACAAAUCCAUGCAACCCUACUCCAUGCGGACCUAAUAGUCAGUGUCGUGAAAUCAAUGGACAGGCAGUAUGCUCAUGUGUACCAGGGUUCAUCGGAAGCCCACCUACUUGUAGACCAGAGUGUGUUGUUAGCUCAGAGUGCCCCCAGAAUCAAGCCUGUAACAAUCAAAAGUGUAGAGAUCCAUGUCCUGGUACAUGCGGCAUCGGAGCUAGAUGCUCGGUCGUGAAUCAUAACCCCAUCUGUAGCUGCCCAGAACGUUAUACUGGCGAUCCUUUCUCACGUUGUCAACCUAUAAUCGAAACACCUGUUCAAAUGACUCCACUCAAUCCGUGCCAGCCCUCACCGUGUGGUCCUAAUGCAGUUUGUCGUCCAAUUGGUGAUUCUCCCUCGUGCACGUGUAUAGAUACUAUGAUUGGAGCACCUCCGAAUUGCCGACCAGAAUGCGUCAGUAAUUCAGAGUGUGCAAGUAAUCGUGCAUGUAUCAGACAGAAAUGCCAAGAUCCUUGCACUGGUGCAUGUGGAUCAAAUGCUGAGUGCCGAGUCGUUAGUCACACUCCAAUGUGUAUUUGCUCAGUCGGAUUCACUGGUGAUCCAUUUAGUCAGUGUACACCUGUACAACAAGAUGUUCCAAGGGAACCAUCAUCUCCAUGCACGCCAAGUCCCUGUGGAGCCAACGCCAUCUGUAGGGAACAAAAUGGAGCGGGAUCCUGUACUUGCAUGGAAGAUCACCUCGGAAACCCGUACGAGGGAUGUCGACCAGAAUGUGUUCUGAACUCCGAUUGUCCUUCUAACCGUGCAUGUAUACGAAACAAAUGCCAAGAUCCAUGUCCAGGAACGUGUGGACAGAACGCAAAUUGCGAAGUCGUUAAUCAUUUGCCAUCUUGUACGUGCUUUGAAAGAUAUGAGGGAGAUCCGUUCCGAUUCUGUAGCCUGCAACAAAAAGAACCCAUCAACGAAUUCGUGAAUCCUUGCCAACCAAGCCCAUGCGGUUCGAACAGUCAAUGUCGGGAGAUCAAUGGUCAAGCUGUGUGUUCAUGUCUUCCGACAUACGUCGGAUCUCCUCCAGGAUGUCGACCUGAAUGUGUCACUAGUUCGGAGUGUUCUUUAGAUAAAGCGUGUGACAAUCAGAAAUGUAUCGAUCCGUGUCCAGGAACCUGCGGAACCAAUGCACAUUGUAACGUUAAAAACCAUAGCCCCAUCUGUUCCUGUCAAUCUGGAUACACUGGAGAUCCAUUCACUCGGUGUUAUCCUAACCAACCUCCCACACAAGACACUCAAAUCAUUGCCCGAGAUCCUUGCAUUCCUUCGCCAUGCGGCCCCAAUUCCCAGUGUCGAAAUACCAACGGAAUUCCUUCGUGCUCAUGUCUAGUCAACUACAUAGGAAUGCCUCCCAAAUGUAGACCAGAAUGUUCAAUCAAUGCUGAGUGUCCCAGUAACCAAGCAUGUAUGAAUAAGAGAUGCCGCGAUCCGUGCCCGGGAUCAUGUGGCAUUGGUGCCGGAUGUAACGUGAUCAAUCACACACCGAUUUGUACUUGCGAGCCCGGUUACACUGGAGAUCCAUUUACAAAUUGUUACCCCGAAUCGCCUCCACCGAAAGCACCAGUCAACGAUGAUCCAUGCAAUCCAUCACCUUGUGGACCGAACGCUCAGUGUAGCAAUGGUGUCUGCUCCUGUCUACUAGAAUACCAAGGAGAUCCAUAUCAAGGAUGUAGACCAGAAUGCGUACUCAAUUCUGAUUGCUCUCGAGAUAAAGCUUGUAUUCGGAGUAAAUGCGUUGAUCCCUGUCCUGGAACCUGUGGACAGGAAGCGAUAUGCGAAGUUAUUAAUCACAUACCAAUGUGCAGUUGUCCAAAUGGAAUGACAGGUAACGCAUUCAUAAUAUGCAGGCCACAGCAGACACCAGUGGAAACGAAUCCAUGUAAUCCAUCACCAUGCGGACCGAACAGUCAAUGUCGUGAAAUCAAUGGACAGGCGGUAUGCUCUUGUGUACCAGGGUUCAUCGGGAGUGCCCCAACUUGUAGACCAGAAUGUGUCACCAGCUCGGAAUGCCCGCAGAAACAGGCUUGUAACAAUCAAAAAUGUAGAGAUCCCUGCCUAGGAACAUGUGGCGUGGGCGCUUUAUGUUCAGUCGUGAAUCAUAAUCCCAUUUGUGUCUGUCCAGAACGCUACACUGGUGAUCCAUUCGUCCGUUGUCAGCUCAUCAUCACACAACCUAUUCAAAUGAACCCGGUUAACCCAUGCCAACCUUCUCCCUGUGGGCCUAAUGCUCAAUGUCGACCUGUGAAUGAUUCACCAUCGUGUACUUGUGUAGAUGGCAUGACUGGUGCACCCCCGAAUUGUCGUCCGGAAUGUAUCAGUAAUUCAGAUUGCACAAAUAGCCUUGCAUGUAUUCAUCAGAAAUGUCAAAACCCUUGCAUUGGCGCCUGUGGCACCAAUGCCGAAUGUAGAGUGGUCAGUCACACUCCCAUGUGCAUUUGCUCCACCGGAUUCACAGGUGAUCCAUUCACACAAUGCUCCAUAGCGCAACAAGAUAUAGAAAGAGAACCAAUUUCACCGUGUACUCCAAGUCCAUGCGGAGCAAAUGCUGUUUGUAAACAGCAAAACGGCGCCGGAUCCUGCUCAUGCGUAGAGGAUCAUUUCGGUAAUCCUUACGAAGGUUGCCGACCAGAAUGUGUUUUGAACUCGGAUUGUCCAUCAAACCGGGCAUGUACUCGCAAUAAAUGUCAAGAUCCGUGCCCCGGAACAUGCGGACAAAAUGCGGAAUGCCAAGUUGUUAAUCACUUGCCGUCAUGCACUUGCUCCACCGGUUAUGAAGGCGAUCCGUUCCGAUUUUGCAAUAUUCAACAGAGAGAACCGGAGCCGAUCUACAAAAAUCCAUGCCAACCUACUCCUUGCGGUCCUAACAGUCAAUGUCGCGAGAUCAAUGGCCAAGCUGUUUGUUCAUGCCUUCCCACGUAUAUUGGGUCGCCUCCAGGAUGUCGUCCUGAAUGUGUCUCAAGUUCAGAAUGUUCGUUGGAUAGAGCGUGUGUCAAUCAGAAAUGCGUCGAUCCAUGCCCAGGAACAUGCGGUACCAAUGCUCGAUGUAACGUUAAAAGUCAUAGUCCCAUCUGCUCUUGUCAAUCGGGAUACACUGGAGAUCCAUUCACACGAUGCUAUCCAAAUCCACCUCCCCCACAAGACACUCAAAUCAUUACCCGAGAUCCAUGCGCUCCUUCGCCUUGUGGUCCCAAUUCUCAGUGUAGAAACAUCAACGGUGCACCCUCCUGUUCGUGUCUAACCAACUACCUCGGAUCUCCACCCAAUUGUAGACCAGAAUGUUCGAUAAACGCAGAAUGUCCAAGUAAUCAAGCUUGUAUGUAUGAAAAAUGCCGAGAUCCUUGUCCGGGAUCGUGCGGUAUUGGGGCACGAUGCAGUGUGAUCAAUCAUACACCAAUUUGUACUUGCGAGCCCGGUUACACUGGAGAUCCAUUUACAAAUUGUUAUCCUGAGCCACCUCCGCCGCGAGAACCGGUCAAUGAUGAUCCAUGCAAUCCGUCACCUUGUGGACCAAAUGCGCAAUGUAGUAAUGGAAUCUGCUCAUGCCUACCGGAAUACCAAGGAGAUCCGUAUCAAGGUUGUAGACCAGAGUGCGUACUGAAUUCUGAUUGUCCACGAGAUAAGGCCUGUAUUAGAAGUAAAUGUGUCGAUCCUUGCCCUGGAACCUGCGGACAGGACGCGAUAUGCGAAGUUAUUAACCACAUACCAAUGUGCAGCUGUCCUGCUGGUAGACAAGGAAACGCAUUUGUACAAUGUAGACCUCUACAAACUCCUAUGGAGACAAAUCCAUGCAACCCUACUCCAUGCGGACCUAAUAGUCAGUGUCGUGAAAUCAAUGGACAGGCAGUAUGCUCUUGUGUACCAGGGUUCAUCGGAAGCCCCCCUACUUGUAGACCAGAGUGUGUGGUUAGCUCGGAGUGCCCUCAAAGUCAAGCCUGUAAUAAUCAAAAGUGUAGAGAUCCAUGUCCUGGAACAUGCGGCAUCGCAGCUAGAUGCUCGGUCGUGAAUCAUAACCCAAUCUGCAGCUGUCCGGAACGUUAUACUGGUGAUCCUUUUUCACGUUGCCAACCCAUAAUCGAAACACCUGUUCAAAUGACCCCAUCCAAUCCCUGCCAACCCUCGCCUUGUGGUCCCAAUGCAAGUUGUCGGCCAGUGGGUGAUUCUCCCUCGUGCACUUGCAUUGAAAAUAUGGUUGGAGCACCUCCGAACUGUCGACCAGAAUGCGUCAGUAAUUCAGAGUGCGCUAGUAAUCGGGCAUGUAUCAGACAGAAAUGCCAAGAUCCCUGUACCGGUGCGUGCGGAACAAAUGCUGAGUGCCGGGUCGUUAGUCACACGCCAAUGUGCAUCUGCUCCGUCGGUUUCACCGGUGAUCCGUUUAGUCAGUGCGUACCAGUGCAACAAGAUAUUCCAAGGGAACCAUCAUCUCCAUGCAUGCCAAGUCCGUGUGGGGCCAACGCCAUCUGUAAAGCACAAAAUGGUGCCGGAUCCUGUACCUGUAUGGAAGACCAUUUGGGAAACCCGUACGAGGGAUGUCGACCAGAGUGUGUUCUGAACUCAGACUGCCCUUCGAAUCGCGCCUGUGUGCGGAACAAAUGCCAAGAUCCAUGUCCAGGAACGUGUGGACAGAAUGCGGAUUGUCAAGUCGUCAAUCAUUUACCAACGUGCACGUGUAUUGCGGGCUACAACGGAGAUCCAUUCCGAUUCUGCAAUGUGCAGCAAAACGAACCUGAAUACGUUAACCCAUGCCAACCGUCACCUUGCGGCCCAAACAGCCAGUGCCGUGAGAUCAAUGGCCAGGCAGUAUGCUCAUGUUUACCAACGUACAUUGGGUCUCCACCUGGGUGCCGCCCGGAAUGUGUAACCAGUUCGGAAUGCUCGUUGGAUAAAGCUUGUAUCAAUCAGAAAUGCGUUGACCCGUGCCCGGGAACCUGUGGCAUUAAUGCUCGAUGUAAUGUUAAUAAUCAUAGUCCUAUCUGCUCUUGCCAGUCGGGUUAUACAGGAGAUCCAUUCACCAGAUGCUAUCCUAAUCCACCACCUCCUCAAGAUACUCAAGUUAUACCUAGAGAUCCUUGUGUUCCAUCACAAUGUGGUCCCUAUUCCCAGUGUAGAAACAUCAAUGGCGCACCUUCCUGCUCAUGUCUAGUCAAUUACAUCGGAUCACCACCCAACUGCAGACCGGAAUGUACGAUCAAUGCCGAAUGUCCAAGUAACCAGGCAUGUAUGAAUGAAAAAUGCAGGGAUCCUUGUCCAGGAUCAUGCGGGCUUGGAGCCAGAUGUAACGUUAUCAAUCAUACACCGAUUUGUACGUGUGAGAGCGGAUACACUGGGGAUCCAUUUACUAACUGUUACCCAUCGCCACCUCCCCCAAGAGAACCAGUUCGUGACGAUCCAUGUAACCCAUCACCUUGUGGUCCCAAUGCUCAAUGCAAUGACGGGGUUUGCUCCUGUUUGCCAGAACACCAAGGUGAUCCAUACCAAGGAUGUAGACCUGAGUGCGUGCUCAAUUCUGACUGUUCCCGUGACAAGGCUUGUAUUCGUAGCAAAUGUGUCGAUCCUUGUCCCGGAACAUGUGGACAAGAUGCAAUUUGUGAUGUCUUCAAUCAUAUCCCAAUGUGCAGUUGUCCUGCUGGUAUGGCUGGAAAUGCAUUUGUACAAUGUAGACCCCAACAGGCUCCUCCAGUAUCGAAUCCAUGCAACCCGUCUCCUUGUGGGCCAAACAGCCAAUGUCGCGAAAUCAAUGGACAAGCCGUUUGUUCUUGCGUACCGGGAUUCAUCGGAAGCCCUCCAAGUUGUAGACCAGAGUGUACAGUAAGUGCGGAAUGCCCACAAAAUCAAGCUUGCAACAAUCAGAAAUGCAGAGACCCUUGCCCAGGAACAUGCGGCGUUGGAGCUCGAUGCUCUGUUGUUAACCAUAAUCCAAUCUGUAGCUGUCCGGAAAGAUAUACCGGAGAUCCGUUCGUGCGUUGUCAAGCUAUAAUUGAACCACCCGUUCAAAUGGCUCCAAUUAACCCAUGUCAGCCUUCCCCCUGUGGGCCAAACGCGGUAUGUAGACCUGUCGGUGACUCUCCGUCAUGCACAUGUUUAGACAACAUGGUUGGUUCUCCUCCAAACUGCAGACCUGAAUGUGUUAGUAACUCGGAGUGUCCUAGUAAUCUAGCAUGCAUUCGACAAAAGUGUCAAGAUCCGUGCACAGGAGCAUGUGGGGCAAAUGCGGAAUGCAGAGUUGUCAGUCACACUCCAAUGUGCAUUUGCUCGGUUGGAUUCACCGGUGAUCCGUUCAGCCAGUGCACACCAGCACAAUCGGACAUACCGAGAGAACCUUCAUCCCCAUGCGAACCUAGUCCAUGUGGAGCCAACGCAGUGUGUAGAGAACAAAGUGGUGCAGGAUCCUGCACAUGCAUUGACGAUCACUUCGGUAACCCGUACGAGGGAUGUCGACCAGAGUGUAUUCUGAACUCUGAUUGUCCUUCCAACUUAGCAUGUAUCAGAAACAAAUGUAAGGAUCCAUGUCCGGGCACAUGCGGACAAAACGCCGAUUGUCAAGUUGUCAACCAUCUGCCGUCCUGUACUUGUAUUGACGGAUAUGAAGGGGAUCCGUUCAGAUAUUGUAAUAUUCGACCGCGAGAACCUUUAACCUAUCAAAAUCCCUGUCAACCCAACCCGUGUGGCCCGAACAGCCAGUGCAAGGAGGUCAAUGGACAGGCAGUAUGUUCCUGUUUACCCUCGUACAAUGGAUCACCUCCUGGAUGUCGGCCUGAGUGUGUCUCAAGUUCAGAAUGUUCGCUGGAUAAGGCAUGUGUGAAUCAAAAAUGUGUCGACCCAUGUCCUGGAACUUGUGGAACCAAUGCCCGAUGUAACGUUAACAAUCAUAGUCCCAUAUGUUCUUGCCAAACUGGAUACACUGGAGAUCCAUUCACUCGCUGCUAUCCUAAUCCCCCACCCCCAAAAGAUACUGAAAUUAUUGCACGUGAUCCCUGUGUUCCAUCUCCAUGUGGUCCCAACUCCCAAUGUAGAAACAUCAACGGAGUACCAUCGUGCUCCUGUCUAGUCAACUAUAUUGGAUCUCCUCCCAACUGUCGGCCAGAAUGUACAAUCAACUCCGAAUGUCCGAGUAAUCAAGCAUGUAUGAACGAAAAAUGCCGAGACCCAUGCCCAGGAUCGUGCGGUAUUGGAGCCAGAUGUAACGUAAUCAACCAUACACCUAUCUGUAGUUGUGAGACUGGAUAUACGGGUGAUCCAUUCACGAACUGCUAUCCCGCGCCACCUCCUCCAAGAGAACCGGUUCGAGAUGAUCCAUGCAAUCCAUCCCCUUGUGGAUCGAACGCCCAAUGCAGUAAUGGAAUCUGCUCGUGUCUCCCCGAAUAUCAAGGUGAUCCAUAUCAGGGAUGCAGACCAGAAUGCGUUCUCAACUCUGACUGUCCCAGAGAUAAGGCAUGCAUCCGUAGCAAAUGUAUUGAUCCUUGCCCUGGAACGUGUGGACAGGAUGCUAUCUGUGAAGUAAUGAAUCACGUGCCAGUAUGCAGUUGUCCCAAUGGCAUGACAGGAAAUGCAUUCGUGCUUUGCCGACCACAACAGGCCCCACCCGUGACAAAUCCUUGCAAUCCGUCUCCUUGUGGACCUAACAGCCAAUGUCGCGAGAUAAACGGACAAGCCGUGUGUUCAUGCGUAGCUGGAUUUAUCGGUAGCCCACCAGCUUGCAGACCAGAGUGUGUCGUCAGUUCAGAAUGCCCUCAAAACCAAGCUUGCAACAACCAGAAGUGCAGAGAUCCAUGCCCUGGUACGUGCGGAAUCGGAGCGAGAUGCUCGGUAGUCAAUCACAACCCAAUUUGUAGCUGUCCAGAGAGAUACACCGGUGAUCCGUUUGUCCGAUGUCAACCUAUAAGUAAUAGCGCGAUUUUCUCUAUUCUACCUUCUGUAUUAACACCGAAUUUUACGAUUUCAGUGCAAACACAAGUUAUCCCAGUUAAUCCAUGUCAACCAUCUCCCUGCGGACCAAAUUCAGAAUGUCGUUCAGUUGGUGACAGCCCAUCGUGUUCGUGUCUGGACAAUAUGAUUGGUUCACCUCCGAACUGUCGACCAGAGUGUGUCAGUAAUUCAGAGUGUGCUAACAACCUUGCAUGUAUUCGUCAGAAAUGUCAAGAUCCCUGCGCCGGAGCGUGCGGAGCAAAUGCUGAAUGCAGAGUUGUCAGUCAUACUCCGAACUGUGUUUGCUCCAUAGGCUUCACUGGGGACCCGUUCACUCAGUGUGUCCCGGAGCAAAACGAUAUUCCGAGAGAGCAAACGUCACCCUGCACCCCGAGUCCGUGUGGGGCAAACGCAGUUUGCCGCGAGCGUAGUGGCGCCGGAUCGUGUCUUUGCAUUGAGGACUACUUCGGAAACCCUUACGAGGGCUGCCGCCCGGAGUGUGUUUUAAACUCCGAUUGUCCCUCGAACCGAGCUUGUAUGAACAAUAAAUGCGUAGAUCCAUGUCCAGGAACUUGUGCGCAGGCGGCAGAGUGCCAUGUCGUAAACCAUCUAGCUUCGUGUAGUUGUCAGAGCGGAUGCACAGGGGAUCCAUUCAGAUACUGCAACUGUGACAGCGAGAAGGAUUACAUACCUGUGGAGUACGUUAAUCCCUGCCAACCAAGCCCGUGUGGGGCCAACAGCCAAUGUCGUGAAAUAAAUGGUCAAGCUGUGUGCUCUUGUCUGCCCACAUACAUCGGAUCUCCUCCGGGAUGUCGUCCGGAAUGUGUGACCAGCUCAGAGUGUGCGUUGGAUAGGGCGUGUAACAAUCAGAAAUGUGUUGACCCGUGUCCUGGAAUCUGUGGAACCAACGCCCGAUGUAACGUAAAGAACCAUAACCCUAUUUGUUCUUGUCAAUCCGGAUACACUGGGGAUCCAUUCAAUAGAUGCUAUCCUAAUCCACCCCCUCCAAGAGACCCGGAGAUUGUUGCUCGCGAUCCCUGCGCUCCCUCUCCAUGUGGACCCAAUGCUCAAUGUAGAAACGUGAAUAGAGGUGCUUCAUGCUCAUGUCUACCGAAUUAUAUUGGUUCACCGCCCAACUGUAGACCGGAGUGUAGCAUCAACGCUGAGUGCGCAAGCAAUCAAGCUUGCAUAAAUGAGAAAUGUAGGGACCCCUGUCCUGGUUCAUGCGGCAUUGGAGCACGCUGCAACGUUAUCAACCAUACACCGAUAUGUACCUGUCAAGAGGAAUAUACUGGGGAUCCAUUCACCAAUUGUUACCCUAAACCUCCUCCACCCAGAGAACCUAUCCGAGAUGACCCUUGCAAUCCUUCACCGUGCGGUUCGAACGCUCAGUGUUCCAAUGGAGUAUGCACAUGCUUGCCCGAGUUCCAGGGAGAUCCGUAUCGGGGUUGUCGUCCAGAGUGUGUAUUGAAUUCAGAGUGUUCUCGAGAUAAGGCUUGUAUUCGCAGCAAAUGCGUUGAUCCCUGUCCAGGAACCUGUGGUCAGGAUGCUGUGUGCGACGUCGUAAAUCAUAUACCGGUGUGUAGUUGUCCGCGAGGAAUGGCAGGCAACGCAUUCGUACAGUGCACCCCACAACGUGCUCCAAUCGAAACCGAUCCAUGUAACCCUUCACCUUGUGGGUCCAACAGUCAAUGUCGACCCAUCAACGGACAAGCUGUUUGCUCUUGCAUUCAAGGUUAUUUCGGAACACCUCCCUCCUGCCGACCGGAAUGUUCCAUCAAUUCGGACUGCAUACAAAGUAUGGCUUGUAUGAACUUUAAAUGUAGGGAUCCAUGCCCAGGUACCUGCGGGCUGGGGGCAAGAUGUACUGUAGUAAAUCAUAACCCAAUUUGUAGCUGCGGGAAUAGAAUGACCGGUGAUCCUUUUGUUAGGUGCUAUGAAAUAGUGGAAAAACCCCCCACCCAAGAUACCCCUCGAGAUCCUUGCAUUCCGUCGCCAUGUGGUCAAAAUUCUGCCUGUGUGAAUCGCAACGGUAACCCAUCUUGUUCUUGUCUUCCCAACAUGAUUGGAGCACCCCCGAACUGUCGUCCAGAGUGCGUUAGUAAUUCCGAUUGUUCCAAUACGCUGGCCUGUAUAAAUCAAAAAUGUCAAAACCCUUGUUCUAAUGCGUGUGGAACCAAUGCAGAUUGUAGAGUUUCCCUCCACAUCGCUAACUGUAUUUGUCCAGAGGGCUACACUGGCAAUCCAUUCGUCAAUUGCUUCGUACAAUCUGUUACUCAACAACCUGAACCAGAGCCUAGGGAUCCAUGUUACCCAUCACCAUGCGGUACGAAUGCUCGGUGUCGACCAGUCGAUGGCGGUUCGGUGUGCGAAUGUUUCGAAAAUUAUUUCGGAAAUCCGUACACUGGUUGCCGACCGGAAUGUGUGACCAACUCUGAAUGCUCUAGAAAUACAGCUUGCAUUCAGAACAGAUGCAAAGAUCCAUGUCCAGGAGUGUGCGGCUACAACGCAGAUUGCAAUGUUAUCAAUCACACACCAACUUGCACCUGUCCGGAGGGAAUGGUCGGUAACGCAUUCGAGCAGUGUUCGCGAAAACCAGAACCACCCUCACCAUCAGAUCCGUGCUAUCCAUCACCGUGCGGACAGAAUACAGUUUGUCGAUCCUCCGGUGGAAACGCUGUCUGCGAAUGUCUUCCAGAUUUCAAAGGAACUCCGUUCGGAAGAGGCUGUUACCCGGAAUGUGUCAUUAAUUCAGAUUGUCCAAGAGACAAAACAUGUGUCAACAAGAAGUGUGUCGAUCCAUGUCCAGGAGUUUGUGGAUACAGAGCUGUAUGCCAUGCCAUCAAUAACAAUCCAGUUUGCUCAUGCCCGAACAACAUGAUCGGUGAUCCAUUCGUCGAAUGUGAAGAAUCGCGACCCAAGGAUCCGUGCAAUCCUUCCCCAUGCAGGACGAAUGGAGUUUGUCGUGUCAUUGGCGGAAGAGCCGACUGCCAAUACCCGGAGUGUGUCACCAACUCCGAAUGUUCAUCCAAUCGUGCGUGCUUUAAUCAGAAGUGUAGAGAUCCAUGCGUUGGAGCUUGCGGAGUGAAUGCUAUCUGUAACGUGGUGAAUCAUUCACCGGUAUGCUCGUGCCCAGAACGUCACGCUGGUUCACCCUAUGUUCAAUGUAACCCACAAAUGGACCCGAUUCCGAAAGCUGAGUGCAUCAGUGAUGAUCAGUGCACGAACGACAAGGCCUGCAUAAACCAACAGUGCAUCAAUCCGUGCACAGCCAAUACUGGCUUAUGUAAUCUUAAUGCCGAAUGUCGGGUUCAAUUCCAUCGAGCAAUCUGCACAUGUCGCGAAGGGUAUACAGGUAAUGCACAGUUUGCUUGCUAUGAAAUCGGCUGCCGGGCCGAUUCGGAUUGUCCACCGACAGAAUCAUGUGUCAACCGAAACUGUGUCGAUCCAUGCCAGUAUACUCAAUGUGGCAGAAACGCAGUUUGUAGGACAGAUUACAACCACAACGCAAGAUGCCACUGUCUAGAUGGUUACAGAGGAAACGCAUUGGCGGGAUGUACGCGACCCGAGUGUACCAGUGAUGAUGAGUGUCCUUAUCAUCUGUCAUGUCAGAACGAACAAUGCAGAGACCCUUGCAACUGUGCUCCAGGAGCGCAGUGUAGAGUUGAUAACCACAGAGCGCUGUGUAGAUGCCCACCAGGCUACACCGGAGACGCUAGCUUUGCUUGUGAAAAAGAGCCCCUCAGAGAUUCGGAUCAAUGUAAGAUGGAUGCCGAUUGCUCUAGCAAGUUGGCUUGCUUCAGUGGAAUGUGUAAGAAUCCUUGCUAUGAAACGAAACCUUGUGCUGAGCAUGCGGUUUGUACGGUGCAAGACACCCUCCCGCUUCGGACAAUGUUCUGCGUGUGUGAAGAUGGAUAUGUUGGUGACGCCGAAAAACAAUGCUUGCCAGUAUCAACUGUCGUACCUGAAUGUACCUCAGACAUUGAAUGUGCAGCGACGGAAACAUGUAGAAAUCGAGUGUGCGUUAACCCGUGCACGGAAUUUAAUCCAUGUGCUCGUACGGCUGAAUGUUUAACCCAGAGUCACAAAGCCAUCUGUGUAUGCCCCAGUGGCAUGGUGGGAGAUCCAUUCCAAAAAUGUUACUCGGAACCGGUAAUAGCGCCAGAAUGUACCGUCGACUCGGAAUGUGCUAGCAAUCGAGCCUGUAUCAACCAGAAAUGCCAGGACCCAUGCGCUGAGGGUAACCCAUGCGGUGGAAAUGCAGAAUGUCGAACCCAAUACCACAGGCCACUGUGCACGUGCCAGAAGGGAUGGGGAGGUGACCCAAGAGUUCAGUGUUAUAAGCCGGAAUGCCAAAACGACAACGACUGUCCAUACGACAAGGCUUGCUACAACGAAAAGUGUUUGAACCCAUGUACGUACGGCGCAACGCAGUGUGGCCGUGGAGCAGAAUGUCUCCCACAAGGGCAUCACGCCAACUGCAUUUGUCCACCAGGAACGCAAGGAAAUCCACUGAUCUCCUGUGUGACUGGACUUUGCCAGUACAAUGAAGAUUGUGCUGAUCAUGAAGCUUGCGACCGAUUGAAUAGAGUAUGCCGACCAGUCUGUGAUAAUGAGGCAUGUGCUUCUACGGCCAACUGUAUAGGUAAAAAUCAUCAAGCGACCUGUGAGUGUCUGUCUGGUUCCCGUGGAAAUCCGUAUGUAGGUUGUACUCGAGAUGAACCGGAACCAGCAUGCCGAAUCGACGGAGACUGUCCUUCACAACAAGCGUGCAUCAACAGCCAAUGUACGAAUCCAUGUACAGAAAUCAGUCCGUGCUCGCGGCAGCAGUCUUGUACAGUUGUCGAUACUUUACCACUCCGAACAAUGAUCUGCGCGUGUCCUUCGGAUAUGAUCGUUGACGUUAACGGGCAAUGUAAACCGAUUGUGGUGGAGGGUUGUCGGACUGAUAACGACUGCCCAGAUACAGAUCGCUGCAUUAGAGGACAAUGUACGUUAGCCUGUCGAGCGGAGCCUUGUGGAGUCAACGCUCAGUGUGAAUCCAGCGGUCAUCGAGCUCUUUGCUCGUGCGCUCCUGAAUAUGUCGGUAAUCCGCAUAUCGAGUGCACUCCAGAAGCCCGAGUUCCAUCUCCCAAGGAAUGUUCAGCCGAUGACGAUUGUCCUCUUGAUCGGUCGUGUUUCAACGAGCGAUGCAUCAAUCCCUGCACACAAGAUGUUUGCGGACGAGGUGCUAUUUGCCACGUACAGCUACACAAUGCCGUUUGUAACUGCCCAACCAACUACAACAAAGACAAAUCUGGAAACUGCGUUCCACCGUCAGCCGAUCUGCCAAAAUGUCGUUCAAACUCAGACUGUACUACAAGCGAAACAUGUGUUAACGAAAUCUGUGCUAAUCCUUGCAAUUGCGGCCAAAACGCCGAUUGUUACGUCAAGGACCACUAUCCGGUAUGUAGCUGUAGACCCGGCUACUCGGGAAAUGCUCAAUUCGGAUGCGUUAAACUGGGAUGCCAAUCGGAUAGUGAAUGCACCAACGACAAACAAUGCUACAAUGGUGAAUGUCUGAAUCCAUGCUCCCUGGAAGAUUCGUGUGCUCUGAACGCUGAGUGUUACGGUGAUAAGCAUCGAGCUGCUUGCCGCUGUCUGCCCGGAUUAGAGGGGAAUCCAUUCGUCCAGUGCCGGCGGGUAGAAUGCCACUUUGACGGAGAGUGUCCAGAUAGCCGUGCAUGUAUACAAGAGCAGUGCGUUGAUCCAUGCAGUACAAUGGCACCUUGUGCCCAGAAUGCCAUCUGUUUCACGCGUAAUCAUGCGCCACAUUGCAAGUGCCCUGAUCAUCUACCUGAUGGAAAUCCGUUCUCAUUCUGCGAACGUCGUGUUCCUGAGCCGGAAUGUACGAUGGAUGUGAACUGCCCAAGCCGACUGGCCUGCAUCAAUAACAAAUGUGUUGAUCCAUGUGUGGAACUAACACCGUGUGCGCGAACAGCACACUGUACAGUUCUGGAUUCUGUUCCAGUUCGAACCAUGGUCUGUGAGUGUCCAGAACUCCACGUACCGGAUUCAAAUGGUGAAUGCAAACGAAUCGUACUGCAAACACAGGUGGAAUGUACGAGUGACUCUCAGUGUUCAGAUAGUGAAGCCUGUAUCAACCGACAGUGCAAGAACCCAUGUAACUGCGGAACACACGCUACGUGUACUGUUAAGAACCACCGAGGCGUUUGCUCCUGUGAAAAUGGAUAUGAAGGAAACCCGAACAUUGCAUGUAGAACGAUCGGUUGCCGCGUCGAUUCCGAGUGUGAAUUUAGCAAAGCAUGUAUCAACGGAAACUGCGUGAAUCCAUGUUUGGACAGUAAUCCUUGUGGAAUUAAUGCCGAAUGCUUUGCAGUUUCAAACCGAGCCGAAUGUCGCUGCUUAAGUGGCUACAGAGGAAACCACUUUGUACAGUGUACGGUUGUCGAGUGUCGCAGUAACAACGAUUGUCCAAACGAUAAACAAUGUCGCAACUCUCAGUGCGUGGAUCCCUGCAUAUACGACAGCUCAUGUUCGCCCAGGGCAGAGUGUAAAGCUCACAACCAUCUAGCAGUAUGUAGGUGUCCAGCGGGAUUAGUCGGUAACCCAUACGUGGACUGUCGACCAGAAAUUAUUCCCGAGUGUGUCUACGACACCGAUUGUCCGUCGCACCUGGCUUGUAUCGAUAAUAAAUGCAUAGAACCAUGUGGAGUCCUAGAACCAUGCAGUCUACCAGCCAGAUGUGAAGUUAUACCAUCAUCGCCGGUCAGAACAAUGAUCUGUAUUUGCCCAGACGGGUAUAUCAGUAGCGGAAGCGGCACAUGUAAACCAGUAAUCAAGUCCGGUUGCAUAUCGGAUUCGGAUUGCUCCAGCGACACUGCUUGCAUCAAUAGUAUUUGUAAAAACCCUUGCAACUGCGGUCCCAACGCGGAAUGUCGAAUUAAAGACCACAAACCGGUGUGUUCCUGCAAACAAGGCUUCGACGGAAACCCAGAGAUCGAAUGCAUCAAGAUCGAAUGUCGUGCCGACGAUGAUUGCUCCAUGCAGCAUUCGUGUAUCAAUCGACAAUGUGUGCCUGUUUGUUCGAUUGAUUCUUGUGGAAGACAAGCUGAAUGUUAUGGCCAAAAUCACAGAGCAAUAUGCGAGUGUAUGCCAGGAUAUGAAGGUGACCCAAGAGUUAGCUGUAAAUUGCUGGGAUGUCGGGCUGACUCGGACUGUCCUACGGAUAAGGCCUGUAUAAACAACAAAUGUGAAAACCCUUGCGAACGGCAAGCUAUCUGCGCACAGAAUGAACUGUGCCAAGUGUAUCAACACCGUGCGGAAUGUGCCUGUCCACCGCCAUUCGAGGCAGAUCCGAUCAGAGGAUGUGUGCUGCGAGACGAACGGUGCCGAACGGAUGGCGAAUGCCAUUCACAAACCGCCUGCAUCCAGGGCGACUGUGUAAACCCGUGCAAUGUGACCGAACCAUGCGGUGUAAAUUCAAUGUGUAAGGUGUUGGACACUCUUCCAGUUCGUACGAUGAUUUGCGAAUGUUUACCGGGCUAUCAAGGCAACGCGGCCAUUCAGUGUGAUAAAAUGGCACUCUGUCAAAUCGAUCGAGGGUUCAUAAGAAACGCAAACGGUGAAUGCGUAUGUCCCCCCGGGUACGGUCUUACAAUCUACGACGAUUGCCAGAUUUGUCCCGAGAAAGAUGGACUAAAGAUUGAUGACACAGGACGUUGCGUGUGUGCCUUGGAGCGAGGUAUGGUAAUCGAUGAACGCGGACGCUGUAUUUGUCCAACUGACUAUGGCUAUCGGCUAACCGAACGUGGUGAGUGUGUUCGUACAGCCGUACCGGAGUGCAUACGGAAUAGCGACUGCCCAGAUUGGAGAUAUUGCGACGAGCAGACUAAGACCUGCGAAGAUCCAUGUACGACAAAGGUGUGCGGAAAGAAUGCGCUCUGUAAUGCAACCAACCACCAAGCGGUAUGUCAAUGUAUUUCCGGAUAUACAGGAAACCCCGAGGAGCAUUGCAAUCAAACAACCGGUUUCCGUACUGAUAUCCCAAAGCGGGAUAUGCAGGUUACCUGCCAAGCGGACGGCGUACAGGUGGUAAUCGAUUUGAUGGAAUCUAACUUCAACGGUGUAUUGUAUGUGAAGAGCCACAGCAAGGACGAAGAAUGCCGACGGGUAAUCAACCUAGCCGGUGAUUCCUCUCAGAGAACACAGAUCAAGGUACACUUUGGAAGUUGUGGCUUGAUCCAUAUCAACGGUAUCGCCAGUUUCGUGCUGGUGAUUCAGAAGCACCCGAAGUUGGUGACGUAUAAAGCCCAAGCCUAUCACAUCAAGUGCGUCUAUCAGACAGGCGAGCAAAACGUAACCCUCGGAUUCAACGUUCAGAUGUUGACGACGGCGGGUACGAUCGCGAAUACCGGGCCACCACCAACGUGUGCUAUGCGAAUCGUCGCCUUUAAUGGCGAAGAAAUCAACUCAGCCGAAAUCGGUGACAAUUUGCGACUACAGGUUGAAGUACAACCAGCAACUAUUUAUGGAGGAUUUGCUCGAAGCUGCGUGGCCAAAACAAUGGAAGAUAGCGUGGAAAAUGAGUACAUUGUGACAGACGAGAAUGGAUGUGCAACCGAACCGAGUAUCUUCGGUGAUUGGGAGUACAACGCCGAAACCAACAGUUUGCUAGCCAGUUUCAACGCGUUUAAGUUCCCAUCGAGUGACAACAUUCGGUUCCAAUGUAACAUUCGUGUAUGCUUUGGCCGAUGCCAACCGGUCAACUGUCACGGUGCCAAUGCAUUUGGAAAACGCAGAAGACGAGCGAUCACUGAUAUGAACGAAAUUGAACUAAUACUGAACAGGACUAGACGAGCUGCCAGUACGGCACUAGCUUCCGACGAUACGCUAGGUAUCGAGGGAACACUGCGAGAAGAAAUCACCGUAGAAUCGAAUGCGAUUCUAACGCUUGAAAGGAGGGAGGAGCGAUCAUAUGAUUCAGAUAACAUACUUCCCGCUGCUCAACGUGUCGAAGAUAUUUGCGUAUCGAUGAUCGGACUGAUCAUUGCGCUGGUCAUAACUGCGCUGCUGGCACUUGUAGCCGUGGCUGUGGCAGUUUCCUGUUGGCUCAUGGCCUACAGGCGACGUCCGACAAUAACUGGACCCUUGCCGCACCCACCGGAGUUCCCGAACCCGUUGUUUGCGCACCAAGAACCUUCUGAGCCAUCUCACGAUUACAUGACGUGAGAAGGCCAACCUAUCCGCAGACCAAAUGUCACUGUAAAUGUCAAGUGUACUAAAUGUUUAUAUUGUUUUUUUAAACUGAAACAUCAAAGACGACCCAGACAACAACGAAAUCCGAACGAAAGUAGAAAGUUUUAAGAUAGGAUACUUGAAAAAAAACACUGUAAAUAGACACAUUAAGAAUAAUAUUUUUGAGAAGGACAGUGGCACCACUAGAGUAGGAACGGUGCUUUAACCUGAAGGCAACGAAUGCGUACAACACUGUCCGUCCAUCGUUAUUGCAAACCCAAUGCGGAUGCAAAAGUUGUCUUAGACCAGCUCGUUUUUAUAAUAAAUUCACGCGGAAUACGACCAACCGAACCGAUAGAGCAUCUCCACUCGAACCCGCUUCCUGUUGUAACCUCAUGUAAAAAGCAAACUAAGAUCGAGAAACCUGACGAACAAAAAGCAACCUCAACCUCGUUAGCAAAUAGGACACUUAUAGCACCACUUGUCUCGUUUCUCGAUAAUCCUAAAACGGCGGGUUGAGCUGUGAUAUCAAAGGAACGAUGCACUGGCAACGCGCUCUGCACCCAGUACUUCGUGAGCGGUUGGUGGUUUUCCACGAACAGAAUCGAACAUCUCCUCCGCGGGUCGUUACUAGUCUUUUAUUUAUUAAUGUUAUUAUUGUAUUUAGUUAGAGAUGGAUCUAGCAGUUUCAACGUAUCUUUUGAACUACUCUGCACAAAUUCCUCGCCCAAAGUUGAAGGAGCCUCGUUCCCUACCCGUACUAUUCGCUAUCUUGCCUUCUUUGGCUCUACAACGAAACAAACACUGCAAUACCAUAAGUUGUUCAUCGAAAUCUUCACUUGAAUUCGAAUCCAACUAAACUCUGGGAAAGCGCACUAUUCCCCCGCAUGUCUCCACUUGUGGACAAUGUUAUCGGUGUUAUUCCACUAAAUAUAGUUGUUUUAGUUGUAAUUUAUUAAAAAUUUUAUGAAUAAUCGAAAAACACGCGAACUCGACCCCCGGAGGAUUUGUAUAACCUAGGUUAAUUGAAAGCAAGAAUAAAAUACGAUUGAAACGCUGCGUGUACUAUUGCGACAGCGAAGAAUUCCACACAGACAGAACGUAGUCAUUAUACAACUAACCUAUCAAUUAACGACGAAACUAUACGAGAUUCACAUUCCGAUAUAACCUGUACUGUUGAAACUGCCAUUAAAAACUCUAAAAAAUAUCACCCGCGAAAAGUCACCUCGUGUCAUCCCAAUUUAAAAAUCGAAAACGUGAAAGAAGCAGCGAUCUUUCACUAACUUCGAUUUGGACUUUGGGAUAGCAAGGUCUAUUUCUAAACAAAAAAGCUACUUAUUGUUAAACCUUACUGCCCUUUCGGAAUACUGCACAAAAGCGUGCAAAACGGUAGUAAAAUUUCGAUUAUCGACUAAUUGAAACGCUUUAGUUUUUUGAUCGUUUUAUGAGAGAAAAAGUGGCUGCAGUCUCCAAGAGACGAUAAUGGCAGAAUCCACUAUUUUCGGCAAUCACCCUAACAGGUAUUCUUCGAUUCCUUUUAUGGCUUCCAAUGCCGAGAUAUUUAUGGUUAUUUUAACUGAUAAUAAUGUCAACUAUUAAGACUGGAUUAACAUUAAUUGAGGUAAAACAAAGAAGAGGAAUGCGAUGAUAAGAAUGAAAACGUUUUCCUGAAGAAAAAAUCUACAGCUGAAAUUUUUCGGUACUUUAAACAUAGACAAAGAAUCCUAUUCGAAAUUAUCCCAGUGUAAUAUUUUUUUAUCACCAUGUAUAGUUCAUGUGAAGCAUGCAAAUAUCACCUCAAGCAAAACAAAAACGUUGAUGGAAUAAAAAACUACUAAUAAUAUUA
Messenger RNA from Topomyia yanbarensis, 55475 nucleotides. RefSeq lists its product as uncharacterized. Gene Ontology annotation, molecular function: calcium ion binding. Bases 737 to 53623 code for a protein of 17628 amino acids. Lineage: Eukaryota; Metazoa; Arthropoda; Insecta; Diptera; Culicidae. The record is from RefSeq and is a predicted model, not a curated record. The transcript has 78 exons.